UAAAAACAGCACUUGUAAACAAUUCUUUGUGUUUCUAGGAAUGACUGUGGACGUGCGGCUUUUAUUUUGAAAGUGAACAGGAAGUGCUUCUGUUUUUCGCUGUCUCGACACCUUCCUGCUCCUCUGAAGUUGUGGUGGAAGUUUCCCUCAGAUCCAUCUAAUGAACUUAGUUCAUUUAAAAAGUGCUGCAGAGAGAUGAGUGGACAGACCGUCCCUGCGGACUUUACAGAACACAUGUUGGACCUGGACGAGGACGAAGACCUGGAGGUUUUCAGCAAGGUAAAAGAAAAAAGCCUCUAAUCAAGACGAAAGCUUGAUACUUUGAAAUGCUUGCCUGACUUGCUACGUGUAUUUGCCACAUGUACUACUUUCCCUCGUUUAAAGUCACACUUGUAGAAGCAAAUAUGCGUGAGAAGUUUAGUACAGAUCUUGUGACAGUCUGUGGUGAAUCGCUGACUGUCACGAAGAAAGGCCAGCUCUCCGAGUUUCCUUGAUCAGCUGAUGGGCUGACCUUAGGACCCUGCUGUCCUGUCUGCUUUAAGAGUGGAUUUUAUGGAAAGAGUGGUGCUAAACUCAGUUGAACUUGUAAAAAGUUUGAUGUUGAAGCUUUAACUACGAAAAACCCGCAAGAACCUUCACCUGUGUCCACGAAUUUAAUUCAUUCAGGCUCCAAAACAACCAAGAAACAACCACAGAAAUGGUAGCUUUGGAUGAAUUAUAGUAGCAGAAUAAGACUUAAGGAUAAUGUGUUUGUCUGGAAGACUGUAGCCCUUUAUUGCCCUUUGUAUCAUAUUUGAUACAUACUUUUAUGAUACUUCUAUCAAAUCAAUGUGAUCAGCAAAUCACUAAACAACACCUGAAUACAGUCCGAUAACUGAUAAAAAUGUCCUCUUGUGGUUUAUCAGUUUCCAAAAACAUCUAAUGUAUCAAACAAGAUCAAUAAAUAUAUUCGUUAAAUGUUAAGGACAUUUUGACUUUUUUGUUUUUCAGUAAUAAGUGAAAUAAACAUUUCAGCUCCCAAACUAUUUGAAUUUUCUGGCCAUAAUUUGUGGUUUCAGGCAUUAAAGGGUCUGUGUUUUGAGAACAUUUGUAAUCACUUAAGUUUGAUUGUCAUAAUGGUUAUUCUUGAUCUGCCUGCACAAACAUACUAAUGCAUUACUCUGGGUUAGCACCAAGACUAACAGAUGAUUUAAAUAUGCCAAAACAUAUAAAAACAAAGACUCAAAGUGGUUAAAGUAAAUAUAUGUCUAAUAUAUCUCGAAUUGAUAUUUCAGUGUUCACAGGGAGACAGUGGACAAAGUAAGAUGUAAGAAUAGAUGAUAUAAAACAACAUAUUAAUUAUAGGUGUAUGUGGAUAUUAUAGUUUAACAUUUUUGAUAUUCCCAUGAAGGAUCAGUGAAAUGGCUUUCUCGGCUGCUUUGCUUUUUGUGUAACAAUACCAAUAUGAUUUCCAAUGUGCAUUUUUGAAUUACAGCUCCAGCGUAUUUACUUUUCAGACAGCCAUGCUGCAGGUACAAGCAGUAUAUGAGGGCCUUAUGUAAUACAUGACUGAGCACACCUUCUACUACACAAGCCAAUGUUGUAAAGUUUGCCUUUGUCAUAUGAAUGUAGUUUUGUGCCUUCAUGAAAGUGGAGAUGCCAUUGUGCUCACUGUUGGUUGAUCGCUUGAUUGAUCUGAUUUGUGAGUCAGGUAGCACAUGCAUAUUUCAAACCCCGCCCCAAACCGAGGGAGUGUAAUUUAUCACCUGUAAUGCCCCAUCACCACAGCAAAAACAAGUUUCAUUGACUUUGUAUUGAAUGAAGUUGCUUUCCUGUUGCUUUGGUCUGCCAGCAUCUGAAUGAUAAAUGCUUAAAUCUGCUGCAAUUAAGAGACACCUCAUACAGCGGACCUGAAGCUGUUUUCCCGAGGCAUCAAUAGAGAGAAGGAGUUAAGAAGUGCAGACAGACAGGGCAAACAAGGACAAUGUUAAAUUUCUACUCUCAGUCUUUGCGGGACAAUUUUAAAACUAAAUGAGGCUGAUAUGAUAUUAGUUGGUUUAUAUAAAUGUCUUGUCAAAUUUUACAUCAAAUAUCAAAGUUUUUCACUUCAGGUCCUUCCUUGGGUUCAUAUGUAUUUUUACAUGUAAGGUGGACACUGAGCGCCCAGAGAAUCGUCUCUCAUGCUUUUGUCUUUAAGUGACUUCAGUAUUUAAUCAUUCAGCUAUAAGUAGCAGUGCAAUUUUUUAAUGAUUAAUAUGCUGUUCCAUCCAUCCCUAAACCCUGCAGUCCACGUGUUGAUAUUUUCUUUGGUCUGGUACAAAUUUUGGUUGUUGCUUUUUUACUAUUUUCAAUUAAAUAAAAGAUUAAAGUAGAUUAUGUGGACUGUGAUGAUGUGAAGGACCCCAAUGUCUUGGUGAUGUCAUGUUUUUGGAUGUUGUCCUGUUUGUAAGCAAAGUCAUGGUGUAGUUUACCGUGAAGCAGAGCACAGUUUUCCAUAUCGUGGAAAGUUACAAUUUGUUCAUUCAUUUAUUCAUUCUAAACACAUUUUUCUAAAAAGCCCUGCCAUCUGUGGGUAAAUGUUUCAAAUGUGAUUCGUUAGCCGGUACUUUGGUUUUACGAAGUCAGGUGUCAAUGUUAAGCGAAUUAUUUCAAAAUGGCCUCAAUUCCCUGAUUAAUCAACAAACAGAUGAAAUGAUCUCUCUCUUGUUAGUGCCAUUGGUAAAUGGGAUAUUGAUAAAGUGAAAGUUGAUGUGUAAGGCAUAAUUUGGUAACCAUUUUCAUGUGGUUCUUCAUGUAAUUCGUUUGGGAUAGUCACCACUAUGUAGCAAGCCCAGUUGCUCUGUAGGUCAGUGUUUAGAAGUAACCAGGGUCAAGUGUCAGGGAUUUUUGUAAGUUGCAUUUUAAAUGUAAUUUGGUGGCUUAGUUGAAUUAUCAUCAUGAUUGCAUCAAAGGAAGAGAGCAAGUCUGAGAUCAGGCUUCCAAUUACAUGUAUUUUAACACCAUAGCCUGUUAGCCAUGAGAAUGUGACCCAGCAAACUAUGUCUAUGGCUCAAUUUGUUGUGUAUCUUAUGUCUGUUAAUUCUAGGAGAGCAAAAACUACUUGGUUGUGGGUAGGAAAAUAUAACAAUCCUGGUAAAAGGAAUCCUUUAAACACUGUGCCAACCAGACCCCAACUUCCCCCUCCAGGUUUUUAACACUAUUCUUUUUACAAUAACACAGUCAGCUAAUAUUUGCAUUUCCUUCCUUGUAUGGAAAACAGAUUGGUUGGAAUGUCAGUGUAUAGUUCCCCUUUUCUGUGGGAUAUUAACAUAAUUGAAAGUCUGUUCCUUAUAACUCAUUACAAUACUUGGCAGUCCUGACACUCCAGUAGAAUCAAUGUAACUAAAAUAAACUCACAGUAAAGACAGAGUAAGAAAGUAGAGAUGACUAAAAAAAGGUUGAAUUAAUAGCGUGAAUUCUGAUGGGAAGUCAAAUUGAUGCCAUUCUAGCCAAAGUGCUUUUUCAUCUGAAACACAUAAACCCUGUUACUAUAGCAACUAAGCUGCCACUGACAUGAUCCAAAGCUGUCUCUCUGAUGAACCGCUGAUCUGUGGAUGUAUUUUCUCAGGUAUUCUAACAGGUUUUUCAAUGAACAAUACAUUCAGCAGGUUGUUAUAUCCACAGAGACACAAAUGUUAGUCGUAGCAGUCGUGGUUGCUCAUAUUUAGCAGGAUUUCAGUUUAAAUAAACAAACAGUACUCUAAAAGUUUCAAGAUAAACAAGUGCUUCCUUGUCUUUAUUCACAUACUAGAAUAAAAGAUGGAGUGAGAGCUCCUCGUUGGAUAUUUAUGGUCUGACGAUGACCAGACUGUCUGGGAGAGAAGUUUAUCAUCCUUGUUUUGAAGUGUGGAACAGUGGUGGAGGUGGAGCUUUAGGCCUGCUGCUGUCCUCAGCAGUUUUUCAGGCUGUUGUCCCACCACAGAGAGCUGCAGGCAGCACUGGAUCCUUCCAAUGUGUCAAGUUCACUGUGGAAAAACUAUUAAAUGAGUCACAGUGAUGUAACAUUUAGCUACAGUUACAUUUAUCAGAGUAAGAAGGAUUUUACUGAAAACGAUAGUAAUAAUCUGAUUUCAUGAUCAGGUUGGAUUCUUGAUGUAUUCUGUAUUUCUUCACCUCAGAGGGACAAAGAUAGGUGGGCACAUUAAAUCAGAAUUUAAACUCGCUUACACUCGAAUUCAUCAUGUCCCAUUUUUGCCUGAUAUUUAAGAUUUCAGCUGCUCAACAGUUCACAAUCUCCUUUGCUGUUUUUUGUGUUUCAUGACAAACCAAAUGUUUUCAUUUGGGACUGCAGGCGGGACAGUUUAGCACCUGGACUCUUCGACUAUAAAACCUUGCUGUUGUAAUUGUCUUUGCCGCAGCAUAUGCUCCUCCAAAUUGAUCAGCGUUAAUGGUGCCUUGCCAGAUAUGUAAGCUGCUAAUGCCACAAAUGCACUUCUUGGCAGUCACAGAUGCUGGCUUUUGUGAUUGUGUGCAAAUAAAAUGCUGGGUGGUUAUUUUCCUCUCUAAAAGGGAGGAUGUUGCAUCCAUGAUUUCCAAAAAGAAUGUCAGACUUUGAUUGGUCAGUUUUCCAACAGUUUGCAGUGUUAAAGGGAUAUUUCAGCAUAGAAUUAAGUUAGGGUCAAACACAUCGUAACACAGAGUGAAACAGAGUUAAAUGUUGCCGACUGCUUGCAUCUCUAGUUAUACCAACUUAAGUAAUGCCCGCACGAUAGCAAUACACAGCGGUGUACAUCUCCAUGCACACACCUCAAACAAAAAGCCACUUUAUAGCCACAAAUAAUGCUCAGAACAGCACCUAACUUCAUCAACAAUUAGGCCUGUCACGAUAACAAAUUUUGCUGGACGAUAAUUGUGCUACAAAUUAUCGCCGAUAAACGAUGUUAUUGACACCGUUUUUUAAAUUAUAGAUAAUGAUAUUAUAUGGCAUAAUAAUGCGAGUACACCAUGUCAAAAGUGAUAAACUUUAAUUUCCACACGAGAACAACACUGGUUGUUUUCGUUAACUAAAAUAUUUCCCUUUUCUCCUACGACGAAGACGUAACGUUGACGAGCUAAACAUAAGUCGGAGAUGACUAAAAUGUGACGAGACGAAAGUGCGUUUACGUUGAUGGGACAAGACGAAAAUGACGAACAGAGUUGCAAAACUCAGUCAGUUAAAUGCUAAACAUAUAGGAGCAGCUUCAGUCCGCUCUGACAGCUCUCAUCAGCCUGCUGCGCUCCUCCAACACACAGACACACACGCACGCGCGCGCGCGCACACACACGUGGUGUUUUGUGGUUGACGAAAACAAAACUGCUUUAAAGCCGAAAUAUUCCCACACUUGGGCUGUUGCGUUCGGUUUAGACACCAAAGCUGUCGUGUUCAUUCUGUUAGCUUGCUUUUCACUCACGACGCUCACUUGCAGCACUGUAUCCAAAAGUCUGUGUCUGUGUGCCUGUGCGCGCCAGCCCCCUCGUGACAAAGACACUGAAUGACUGACAGGAGGGUUCACUAACUCCGUUCAUUCCGCUAUAGAGCCAACGCCCCCAGGUGCCGAGAAAAAUGCGCAGAGUGAGACCUCUUCUCUCAUCCAGCGUGUUUGGUAGCGAGAGAGGAGGAAAACAAACGCACGUCAAUUAUCGAGGCUGGCAAAGUUAUCGACCUCGUUUUUAUUUAUCGAGCGAUAAGGCGAUUUAUUGAUUAUCGCGACAGGCCUAUCAACAGUACAUAUAAGGACCCAGCCAUCGUACUAGCCAUCAAACAUAUUUUUAACUUUGCCGAGUUUCUUUAGCAAAGAGACUAAACACAACUCACCUACUCUCUUCCAGCAGCCGCUUGUUUGUGGGGAAGCCGUGAUGACUCAGCAGCUCAUUUCCAUGAAGUAAUAAUCAUCAUAAUAAUCAUUUUGCACUGUAGACACGGUAGUUCUUCUGCUUUAGCGUCUCGGUCUGGUUGCGUUUCCAUGAAGAAAUAAUCAUAGAUGUUCUUCCUUGAGCUGUGAAACCCCGCUGCACACAGUGAUUGACUUGUAAGGGCUCCUUCACAAACAAGUGGCUGCUGGAAGAGAGUGGGUGAGUUGUGUUCAGUCUCUUUGCUAAAGAAACCAGGCAAAGCUAAAAAGAUGUUUGAUGAAAAGUGCUAUGGUUGGGACCCUGUAUGUACUGUUGAUGAAGUUAGGUGCUGUUCUGAGCAUUAUUUGUGGCUAUAGAGUGGCUUUUUGGUUGAGGUUUGCACAUGGAGAUGGAGAUUGCUGUGUGUUGCUAUUGUGCGGUUGUUCCUCAGUUGGUAUAACUAGAGAAGCAAGCGGUCAGCAACAUUCAUUUCUCGAGGGGGUGUCUAACUCAGUGUUACAGUGUGUUUGACCACAACUUAAAUUUACGCCGGAAUAUCCCUUUAAAGGGGCCCCAGAUGAGCCCAAGAAGGCAUUUAUGGAUCAUGUCUACAUAUGGCUUCCUCUGUGUAUUGUACAGGCAGAGUCCCUGGAGCUCACAGCCAUCUAGAUUAUUUGAAUAGAGGUUUUCAGUUCUUGCCAAAAAGAAAAUAGACAGAGAACAAGCCUGUUAGUUAUUAGGGUUUGUCGUGACGGUACAAAACUGGAAGUCCAAGUUGAACUUUUAUCUGUGAUCAAAUCUAAUACCAGCGCUGGCAAACCAGAACCCAAGCUUGUUGCAGCUUGACUGCUGUAAAUUUUACCGGGUUAGAGAACGGCAAAAGUUUUAGUUUUUGGCUCUAAGUAAACAGAAAGUCUGUCUGUAAAAGAGGGGAUGGUCUAAUUGGGGAUUAAUCCAUUCCAUUUCUGUUUUUCCAAAGUGUAUUUAGCCUCAAUCAGUUCUUACCCCACACACCAUCUGGAUAGGUUUGCAAAUUGAAACUGCGCCCACAGGGCCCAGAUGGUUCCCAGAGUUAGUGGUAAAGUCACACUGGAUGUAUCACUGUUGAAAAUUCCAACUUCUGAAAGUCAGGACAGUCAUAGUCUUCAAAAAUGCUGACAUAUGCUCCUUAAAAUGCAGAAUUUUUGACCUUUUCACAAUGGCAGGCAGAUCUAUAACUAGUUCAGUAAUAACAGCAGCAGAAAAAAAGUCAUUUUUUUUCAUAGCACAAGGUUGUAAAUGCCUAUAUCACCCCUUUUAGUGUUUUCUUUUUUCCUUUUUUUGCAUUUGAUAAAAAUAAAACAAUUUUAUAAUGACACCUAUGUAUGAUAAUCUUGUCUGAACCAUUUACAUAGAUUCUCAGUUACUUAAAUAAACAGGCCUGAACAUUUGAAAUGCUGUGAUUAUGAGUACAUGAAAGUUAUAGUAAAGGUGUUGGCUCAAAGGUAACUUUUUCACCACCUUCCCUUUGGGCUGGGCGAUAUAGCCUCAAAUCAAUAUCACGAUAUAUUGAGCAGUUCAUCUCAAUAAUGAUAAAUGGACGAUAACUACCCCACAAGCUGCUCACCCCCUCCCACAUUAACUUCGUCGACUUUAGCCACUACAACUUUUGAACCGUCCUCCAUCUCCUCCCCUGUCUUUCCCUCUUUGUUACAGACUAGGUGGGGUGGAGUCUACCUCAUCCAAAACCAACUUUAUUUAUUAAUUUAUUUUUGACAACGAAGGUACCGGCAUGGGCAAAAUGACAUUGGUUAUUGUCGUAAUUCUUAUCGGUUGAUUUUCGGUUUAUCGCCCAGCUCUAUAUUCACUACAUUACUCAAGAGCAGCCAACAGAUUUGUUUGCUUGCUGUGUCUGCAGACAUUACUAUUUUCAAUCUGCCUUGUGAGUGCAGACAGUGGCUGAUGCUGAUUAUUUUUUAAAGUCCCAUUGACCCUGACUCGUUGGUCUUGUUGGUCUAGAAUACAUCCCUGGCAGAUGAAAGUCCCAUGCCAAACUCCCCCAGCUCCAUGGUCAACCAAUACCGACUCGAGGAGGAUGAGGAGGAGCAGCAGCAGGAUGCCAGUGCCAAAGACAUCUUCAUCACAGUUGACAACCCAGAGAGCCACGUCACUGCCAUUGAAACCUUCAUCCUGUACAGAGUCGUUACCAAGGUGAGGAAGUGCAUGUCUGCAUGCAUCAAGCAGAGUGAAUGACCAUAUUCAAGGCUAUUCUGUAAUGACUGCUGUGAUGAGCUGAAAUAUUCAUAAGUUUGUGCUUCAUUUAAUGAUGCACAAAACAUCAGUAACUGUAUUAUAACUCACCCUUUAAAGGUUAAUCAUGUUAAUUAGGGGUUUUCGUUGCUUUGAACCUGAACUACUUUGGCUGAAGCAACAUUUCUUUAAACUCCUGCAGCAAAAGAGGGGAACAUGACAAGCCGCAGUGCUUUACUCAGCUCUUCUUGUAUCAAAAUAACCUGAGUACAAAUCUAACUAUGAUGGAAAUGGGGAGAAGAGGGGGUUGGAAACUUCAUAAAAAGGAGGUCAGAGUUUCCCCGCUGCUGAAUGUUUGUGAGGCUGGUUCAACUCUUUUAACAGAUCCUGGCCAAACUUCCCCGUGCUACUAUCCAGUGUGAUGAAAACUCUGCUGACAGUGCAGCGGAGGCCUUUCACAGUGCAUUAGGAUUUAUUACUGCCCCAUGAUCAGGAUGUGAACUCUGUACAUUUUUUUUAUACUGUGGUGUGGAAAUCUGAGGUUAUCUCUUGACAAACAAAAGUGUUGAAAAGAUUUAUUAGCAGCUCAAGAUGUAAGAUAGAAAUCUGUCUGUCCAGUUGAGUUAAAAUUGGGUCAAAAUAUGUCAAUACUGCACGAAUAAAGGAGUUUACAGAAAAAAGAAAGCUCUUUCUCAAAUUCUGGACCACUGGAGAGAUAAUCAAAAGAUCAGAGCUGUCGUAUCAACCCUUGACAAAUGAUACUUUGUUUAAGCAAACUUAUCCCCUGAAGUAUGAGCAUUUUCUUAAGAGUAUACUAGAAAUACGAACCCUCUUUUGAUCAUGUAAUUACAGCCACAUAUAAGUGUUACCAAUCCCAGAUACAAGAGUCAAAGCCUCUUUUUCUCUAAGUUCUCAUUUGUGACUUUUCCCUCCAGACAACGCGGAGUGAGUUUGACUCAAGUGAGUAUGAGGUACGCCGGCGAUACCAGGACUUCCUGUGGCUCAGAGGCAGACUUGAAGAAAACCACCCGACACUCAUUGUCCCUGUAUGUACAACACACAACACCAUCUGCUCAUCACAUAAGUGCUGCUGUGUCCACUUGGACCAAACCAAGCUCUUUGAAUAUCUCUAUAUAGCUUAAUCUGACAUACAUAUAGGAUUGUAAUUAACAUGACAUCUCUCAUUUGUACUUAAUGGUGGGAGAGAAAAUCGAUACAGCACAGUAUCGCGAUAUUUUGUCUGGUGAUAUAUCUUACCAUCUCACUGACAAAGUAUUGAUUUUUUCAAAUAUAAUUGUUAAUAUAAAGUCAAAUCUAUGAUAAUAGAAAAAAUAAAAUCAGUUCGUCAAGUGAGGUUGGCAGAAGUAACAUCAUAGAGCAGAGGAAAGUUAGUACAACAAAUAAAUAUAUAGAUACAAGGGUUGCAAGAUGUGCUACAUGAAAAUAGAGUACAGUGUAAAUAAGAUAAACAUAAAGGAAAAACAAAUGCUAAAUUAGCUAAACAGUUGAAAAUUUUUUAUAAAUCGCAAUACAUUGUAUCGCAAUACUCACUGUAUCGCAAAAUGUUAAAAAUUGCAAUAAUAUUGUAUCAUUGCCCAAGUAUCGUGAUAAUAUUGUCUCGUGGCCCAAAUAUCGUGAUAAUAUUGUAUUGUGGCCCAAAUAUCGUGAUAAUAUUGUAUUGUGGCCAAAGUAUCGUGAUAAUAUCGUAUCGUGCCCCAAAUAUCAUGAUAAUAUCGUACUGUGGCCCAAGUAUCGUGAUAAUAUCGUAUUGUGCCCCAAAUAUUGUGAUAAUAUCGUACUGUGGCCCAAGUAUUGUGAUAAUAUCGUAUCAUGGCCCAAGUAUCGUGAUAAUAUCAUAUUGUGCCCCAAAUAUCGUGAUAAUAUCAUACCGCGGCCCAAGUAUCGUGAUAAUAUCGUACUGUGGCCCAAGUAUUGUGAUAAUAUCGUAUCAUGGCCCAAGUAUCGUGAUAAUAUCAUAUUGUGCCCCAAAUAUCGUGAUAAUAUCGUACCGUGGCCCAAGUAUCGUGAUAAUAUCGUACUGUGGCCCAAGUAUCAUGAUAAUAUCGUAUCGUGGCCCAAGUAUCGUGAUAAUAUCAUAUCGUGGCCCAAGUAUCGUGAUAAUAUUGUAUUGUGCGGCCACUGGUGAUUCCCGCCUCUUAUUAGUAGUCUAUUGUAGAUAAACAUUUGAUUUUUGUCUCAGCUAUGAUUUAAACCUUAUGAGUCUGUACCCUGAUAUUGUGCUAGGGCUGUCACAAUAAUAUCAGACUGUCCCCGCAUGAAUGUCUUAGAAAAUUCAUGAUAACAAUAUAAUCCUGUUGCUGAUUCACAAAGCUUCCCAGUCUCAAGAGUUGCUCCUAAUGUGAAGAACUGUUAGGAGGAGUGAGGUGGACUUUUAAGAGGCUUAAGAGUUUCUCAAGCUGGGGAGGAAAUAGAGUAAAAUGAAACAAAUAGAGAAAUGCUCUCUAAACUGCGCUCAAGUCCACAAAUCAAUGUGACAACACUAAACUGGAGGGUGAUCGUGAAGUAUUUAGCUCCUUGAAAAUGCAACAGCUUCACUAGAAGUCUUGCAAAAGAAACAUCAAAAGAUUUACAAGGAGAGAGAAAAACAAAGUGAGGAUGGAUCAUAUACUGUAUAGACAUUCCAAAGGGAUUGUUUCUGUUGACCUGAACCCCUUAAUCUGGGGGGUUCAAGUCUAGUCUCUCUUAGAUCUGCUUGUUCAUGUUGCGUUUGUUCUGUCUUUUUCACAUCUUGCCGUUUCGUCAGCCGCUGCCGGAGAAGUUUGUGAUGAAAGGCAUGGUGGAACGUUUCAACGACGAUUUCAUCGAGACCAGGAGGAAAGCUUUGCACCGCUUCCUCAACAAGAUCUCUGAGCAUCCCAUCCUGUCCUUCAGCCAACACUUCAAAGUCUUCCUCACAGCACAGGUGUCUCCUUCUCUCUCACAAACUGAGACACAAACACAUACAUACCCAUUGACAAAUCCUAAAAAGCGAGAUGUUAGUUAUGAUAGAAGUACUGUUGGUUCAAUUUUGGGCCCACAGCUGAAUAAAAACGUGUGUGUGUGUGUGUGACUCCAUCAGGAGUUGUCGUCUCACAAGAAACAGGGUCCAGGUUUUCUGAGCCGAAUGGGGGAGACGGUGAAGGCUAUGGCCAACUCGGUACGAGGCGUGAGGACCCGGCCGGAGGAGUUCACUCAAAUGCAGGAGUACACUGAAGACUUCAGUAACAAGAUCUGCUCGGUGGAUAAAGUCACUCAAAGGAUCAUCAAAGAGCAGAGAGGUAAAGUGAGCAAGUCAGAGACAUAACAGUCCACGGUAUCUGAAGACAAUGGGAAAGCUUUGCUUCUGUUAACUUCAAGUAGGUUCAAGUAAUUUGUGUCAAGAAGAAAUGUAUGAAAACAAGUUUUAAAAGGAAGACCAUUCAACAUAAUAAGAGAUACAAGACCCGAUCGGAUUAUUGUUAUAACCUUUUGUAUGUAUGUUGUUGGGCUGAUUUAAUAUACAGGUAUUGACAGUAACUGGCUUUACUGUUAUAUUGACUAUGAGUUGGAAGCAGCUCUCAAGUCCAGUACAGUGUUGGAGCUUGUGACUUUUGGGUAUCUCUAUUUGACAUCCCAAACUUUUCCUGCCUGAUAAAAAAAGUUGGGCCUUUUUUAUUUUAACACAACCACAGCGCAAGUUAAGAGUUAAGUAAUUAUCAAAAAAUAACACCGGGAUCAAAACAAAAGCAAUCAGAGUGGUAAGGAAGCGAGAGUGAACGUAAAACAAGGAUAUCUGUGCUGAUUGUGAUUGCAAACUUAGAGGAUGGAGAAGAAGAGAGGGGGUGAGUUUUUGCUGCUCCUCAAUGCCAACUCCUUCUCUUUCAUACGAAAGAAGAUUAGAGCCACAUAAAGAGAAACAAGGUAAUUACAGGAAAGAGAUUAAAGUCAAAAUUUUGAGAUCAAAGUUGAAAUUUCAAGAUUAAAAAAAAAUCGAGAUUAGGGUUAGAGAUUAAAAAUUAUAAUUUCCAGAUUCAAGUUGAAAUUUCAAGAUUGUGAAAUGCCGUGAAUACUGUCAAAAUUUUGAGAUUAAAAUCUUUAAAUUUCGCUUUUUAAUAUCAAAAUUUCGACUCUAAUCUCAAAUUUUUUGUUUUAUUUUUUUAUUUUGCCUCUUUUAAAUUUCGACUUUUAUCUCAAAAUUUGGACUUUAAUCCUGAAAAGGAAAUUUUAAAAAAUUUCACUCAUGUAAUGAUUAUUUUUUCUCUUCUUGUGGCCCUAAUCCUCCUUCGUACUUUCGCCUCAUUCCUUAGAUAGUGCAGGUUUUUUUUGUUUUUGUUUUUUUGUUGUUUUUUUUAAUUACUAUUUGGGUUCCCACUCAUCCUGGAAAACCUAACAAACCUGAAAUAUAGUAGACGGGUUUUGUAGUUUUGGAAAACACAUGACAAUAAGAGGAAAUCUACUUCAACUUUCUCCUAAUUCAGUAUCAGAGUUCCCAAUAACAAACAGCUCUGUACUUAUCAUUCCUCACAGGAGCUUCUUGUCCUUGAAGAGUGAGCAGGGAGCAUUUCACUCUACAAUCUGACUGCUUAGGAAUGCAAACUAAUCCCAUUUCUGCACACUCAACAUUUAACGUGUACAAAUAAAAUCAGGGGAGAUUUUCUGACCCCAGAGUGAACUGUGUGUUAGUGGACAAAUCCCUUUAAACGAUGUCCCUUAAGUACCUAAAUGAGCCGAUAUUUUAAAUGUGGUGGAUUGGUCUAAAAGCUUCAUUAGCUGCUAUUAGCAUAAUGCAUGUAAAUCUGUGACCAUGAGCUGAGUGUAUGUGCUGCAUUGUUGGUAUGAAGGCUCUGGAUGUACUGCUGAAUUCAUGUAGAUGUUUUUAUGUCUGUUUUAUCAUGCAAUGUAAAAAAAAAAUUCCAAGUGUUUUUGCAUCAAAUCUAUCAUCAACAUUUUAUAAGACUUCAUAGAAAAGUAAGGAUCAGUCAAUUUCACUCCAGCUCGCUUCACUCCUUGUUUUUUUUUUUUCUUUUGUAGAGUAUCUGGAUGAACUAAGACAGUACACUCCCACCUACACUCAGUGGGCGGAGUCAGAGGAGGAUCUGGCCGAGCCGCUGAAAGGCGUGGCCAGCUGUGUGGAGCGGUGUAGUAAGGAAACCGAGGAGCAUAUCCACCAUCUGUCUGAGGUCCUUCUCCCCGCCCUGCAUGAGUAUGUUCUCUGCGCUGAGACGGUGAAGGUGAGCAAAGACCAGACUGCUGCUACCUGAACUCCUCCCCCUCACUGGGAAAAGAGCAGACUUUUCUGACUGGUCCAUAUGUUUGAAUUGGGCCCAUUCCAGAAAGCAGAUUUAAUUAACUUUGAGUAUAUUCAUUAUGACUUUAAGGUAUUAUCUGUGGAGCAGCAAAACUGUCAAGCUCCACAUCGAGUCAGUAUAGAGCCUCAAAUUAAAAUCUUUGAGAUCAAAAUAUUAAUAUGAGCCUAUGAAGCUGAUUUGCAUUCAUGGGAGACCACUGGAGAUUUACAGCAUCACUAAAUCAUUUAUUAUAAAGCAUUUUUCCACAGUGGUUUAAAGUGCUGAAUUUCUGCCUGUCAGUUUACAUUUCAGUAUAUUUAGCUCAGGGUUUCCUUAUGCAGACAAAAAAGUGUAUAACUGUAAACCUCAUUCACCUCAAUAAGAAUCACGUUGCUGACCAACACUUUGAAUCCACUUUAAAGCGAUGAAAAUCUGUCAAAACAGCAUCUAAUUACUCUGUUUCUGCAUGAAUCAAACAGUAUGGUUCCAGUCUGGGUCUGUUUAGGUUCAAACUAAUAUCCACACCCCGAUUUUAGUCACUGAAAUUAUAAAUUAGAUCAGUAGUUCCCAACCAUUUUUUCUCCAAGGCACACCAAAGGACAAGUAAAAAUCUUAAGGCACACCUAUUGUGCAAAUUAGCCUUUAUAAUAAGUGUUAUCACUCAUAUCGUGUAAAGUAUCUAUAAAUGUGCAUAGUUAUUUACUGAUGCCAAAUUAAAUGUGACAAAGCUCCAUUUUCCCUCUCAUGCAUGUCUCUGUUUUAAUGUUUUAUAAUUUCCGCCUGCGCAACUGCACAAACAGCAAAAUUUCUUUUUUUUAAAAAUGUUUUUAGGUCUAGAGUUUGCCUGUUUGUAUGAAAUGAUACAUACAAAGUACUGAUACAGUAAAUUUAAAAAAUUUAUAUUUUUGUGAAGUCGUAUAUUGCAAUAAUAAUGUUUGGUUAUCACAAAAUCCCACGGCACACCUGGACUUGCCUCACAGCACACCAAUUGGGAACUGAUGGAUUCGAUAAUGUAAUUUCCUCAGCUGUUAAAAUUAGUUCUAACAGAAAUAACAAACUUUUCUAAAAGAGCCUCAUGUACUCUGUUUUCUCAGGCCGUGAUGAGACGCAGAGACAACAUUCAGGCUGACUACGAAGCCAAGAACGAAGCCCUUGCAUCCAGAAAAGUUGACCAAGAAGCAGUAAGUGGAACACUGACAGAAAAUCCAACACACACACACACACAUUCACACACUCCUCUCUUUCCACGCCGCCUCCCUCUGAGCCCGUCACUGUGUUUGUCUGUCCUGCAGUCAUCUUCCCCGAGAUUAGGUGUAAUAAAGUGAAGCAGAGAGUGGGGCCUCUCCCACAGGGCCACCCGCAGCUCAUAUUGGGGAGGAAAAAAAGGGCUUCCUGGGAGGAUUAUCUUGAUACCCAGGCUUGUUGGCUGGAAAUCAUUCCUCAGCUCAGUGGGAAUAAUAGCUGUCAAUAUUAUUUCACACUGUAAGCCCAGCAGCUAAUCGCAGCGUAAUGAAAAUUCCCAUAUCCUCUUUAGAUGACGACUCACUUCAAAAUGUCAGGAGACAAAAGAGGGAGACGGAAAGUUAGGAAAGCAAAGGACACGGCUAUUUUUAGACUCUUUACUCGAGCUUUUGCAUCAGUCUGCUGCUGUGAAAGUAUGUUUUUGUGUAUGUAGAUUCGCAGGUGUGUGUCCCCUAACCCGGCUGAUAUCGAAAUCCAUCUGUGGGGCUUUAAUUAAAAAGGAGGACGGAGAUUUUUUCCCCUUGGACUCGUAUUGUAUUCCUGUUUUAAUUAGCUGUGUGUGUGUGUGUGUGUCCAUAUGUAUGAAUGGAGCUGCUGUAUUUCAGCCCUCCUCUUCUAAUGCCUAUCAGUCAGCUUCUUCCUUAAACAGUUCUGCUCUAAUGAGAAUGGAAAUGUCAAGCAGAUGCAUUUGUGACUGUUUCUAACCAGGAUUUUGUCAUAGAGACCACAUGGCCUCAAAUGGGCUAGAUUACAGCUUAAUGCACAAAGAGCCUGUGUAGAAUUAGUACAUCUAUAAUGAUAUGAGGUUUCCUAAAGACGACAGUUCGUUGAAGUAAUUUUACCAUUUUAAAGCAUUACUCAAGUCUAACUAUUGCAGACCUAAUCUGUAACAAGACCAUGCUUAGCUACUAGGACUAAAACAGAUACUCAAACUCACUGGAUACGAUAAAUGAGUCCAAAUGAAAUUGCAACCGUUUAGCCGUUGAUCUUCUCAAAGAUCUUGACAAGUUCUUCUAUAGUUCACAGUUUGUAAAACCUGAUAUUGGUGUGAGAAAAUGGUCGAUUGUAUCAUUUUAAUCUGAAUCUUUUUUUUUUCGGCUGAGAUUUUACCAUUCAUUAGGGCUGGAACAAUUAGUCGAUGUUGUUGACAAAAAUCAACAAUGACAAAAGUUGACAAUGAAUUCCAAUGAGGCAUCUUACUUCAUUACGAUCUCUGUCUCGAGUCACAUAUGUGCUAUAGCGUCUCCGCCAAGCGGUAGGGUAUUCAAACAUGAAGGCACUGGCGUCCCAUACAGCAGCUACAGGGAAGGAACCCCAAAACCCCAAACUUUAGCCUAGAUAAAGCAAAAAAAUAAAUAAAUAACUUGCAAGGUUUGCAAAGCAGAAAAGAAAAAAAUCAUAAUUAUCCGAUUAGUCGACCAAUCGUUUCAGAAGUCGGUGACUAGAAUAGAAUAGAAUAGAAUAGAAUAUUCCUUUAUUGAUCCCCCAUGGUGGAAAUUGUUUUUGUCACAGCAGCAUCACAGACAAAGAGUGCAAAAAUGCAGUUAUAAAAAUAAAGAUCGUAAUAUUAAGAACUUAAAUAAAUGUAAUAAUUAAGAAAAAAUGUAGAAAAAGGAAAAAGGGAGAAGAAAAAUAAAACUAUCUACAAUAUACACUACAGACUAGUCGACUAUUAAAAUAGUCUUUAGUUGCAGCCCUAUCAUUCAUGUUGAAAAAUGGACAUAACGGUAAGUAAGCUUUGUACUGCUCGAUGGCAAAUCCUUUUAAAGUUUGUCUGAAGAUGAAGAUUUUAUGCUGCAUCAGUUUUUCACAACUAAAUGGAGAGGCUCUGUUUCAAAGUUGUGGACCUAUCCUGCUUUCACUUAUUUCUGUGUCACUUUGAAAGAAAACAGCUUUUUAAAAAACUUGUAUGUUCAGUAUAGGUAUAGACCCGAAAUCCCAUGAAGUCCUGAUGCAUUUGUGGCAUCUAUUAAUCAACAUUCGCCUCAAGCUAAAAAACAUGAGCUGUUAGUAAGAAAUAUCAAAAGCGAGAAGACAUGUAGAAAUGUUCCUGACAAUAUCAAAAUCCUCAGUUAUUAAACUGAAUGUCUUUUUUCUGUUAACAUUUAUUCCGUCUAAAUUGGAAUGAAUGCUUCCUGCAGUAAAUGAGUCAACCCUUCCAGAGGCUUUUCCUGUCUGUGCGUCAAUAACUCAAUUUAACCAGGAGGGGGCAGUGUUGCUCUGAGUAUGCACAAUGCACAGCAAAGAGGAACCCACCCAGAUGACAAAUUCAGAGUUUCUUUAGGAUUACACCAAAUAUAGAUAGAAUAACAAUACUAAUGUCGUUUGUAUAGCUUCAUUUGAUGUGAUGUAUAGAUAGGGAAAUAUGUUUUCAUACUUUUUAAAUGCAUUUUUUAAAUGAAGGACCAAAGCGAAUCUCCUUAAAAAUACCAGAACUUAGAAAGGUCACUUUUGAAAAGAGUUCAAUCUUUGUAUGAAAUACAGUUCUAUAGUGUUACAAACAGAUACAUUCAUUUAGGUUUACUAAAUUAAAAAAAUGAAUAUAUACUGUCAGAUUUUUCAUCACUGCUUCAAAGUUGAAGCUUCCCUGGGUCUAAUAUUAAGAAGGUAAUACACAGAGAGAAUGCCACUCAGCCAUAGCCUUUACAAGUUGGCUAAAUCGAUAUCACUGCAGUAAUAAGCAGGCCACUGAGAUCCCCACAGUUUGUACAUGCUGUGGAUAAGCCUGUGUUAAGCAUGCUGUGUUUAUUGAACUUGAGUAAAUGCCAGUGUCAGUUUAAAUGUCAGACAGCUAAUCCCCGCUCAGGCUCAGUGAAUACAGCUGCAUGAAAACAUCUGAUUAUCUGCACUCUGAUAAGAGGUUAUAUCAUGUGUGCUUUGGGUUCAUCACACAGUCUCAGGCUAAUUUUGCUCUUGUUUAUUCAGAAAUACUCUUAAAUUAACCUAAUUACUAGACUAAUUAGUCACUAAGAUGACAGCUGCUUGAUGCACUAGGUGUUUGCUUUGUGUGUUGAAUCAUUUUGUAAUGAUGAUCUGUUCCUAAUUUAAUGGUUUAGAGGCUACUGACUUGUGAACCGUGACACUGUGCAGUGAAACAGAAAGUUCUCUUAUUUGUCCCUCCCCAACCGCCUCCUCUUAAUCAGCUGGAGAGAAUCAACCAAAAAUAAAAAAGUGAAUUCAUGCAUUUAGACUCAUUAAAAAAAUGAGAACUGUUUUUUUUUAUUUCUUCUAGGGAUGUCCUGAUAUGAUAUUGAUAUCGGGUAUCCAUCCGAUAUCAGCAAAAAAACGGAUAUCGGAUUGUAUUGACCUGCAUCUAAAAUCUCCGAUAUCAGCCCUCCGAUAAAAGCAGUCCAUUCCAGACUCCGCUCCGGCACCUCUAUCUAGCAGCGCUUUGAUCCAGCAAACUGAACCCACAAAAUCACAACAGUGUGUACUCAGGUACAAACAAAGUAACAAGGAGUAAGAGUAAUGUUGGCUGUGUGGCAGUAUUUUUUUUAAGUCCAAAAAGACAUUGCAGCUGAGUGAAAAACUUGUCAUGCACAAUUUUGUGUCAAUAUCGAAUCAAUAUCGGUAUCUAUAAAUAUUGAAUGCUACAAUGUCGGUAUUGUAUCAGAAGUCAAAAAGUUGUAUCUGGUCACCCCUUAUUUCUUUAUAGUAUUUGGUGUAAAAAAAAAAAUAAAUGGCGCUGCAACUUUUGCAUAAAACUUUUCAGCCUUCAACCUAGUUUGUGCGAUACAUUAAUAUCAUAUCAUAUGAACUGCAGUUUGAUUUUAGAGAAUGACAGAAGUUUUUUUAUGAUCUGAUAAGAAAUUAAUUCUUGAAAUUUGUCUUUAAAGGGAUAUUCCGGUGUAAAUCUAAGUUAUGGUGAAACACGCCACCGCUUGCUUCUCUAGUUAUACCAACUUUAGUAAUGACCGCACAAUAGCAAUACAAAGCAGUCUGAGGAGCCAUACACAAACCUCAACCAAAAAGCCACUCUAUAGCCACAAAUAAUGCCCAGAACAGCACCUAACUUCAUCAACAGUACAUAUAGGGUCCCAGCCAUAGUACUAGCCACCAAACAUCUUUUUAGCUUUGCCUGGUUUCUUUAGCAAAGAGACUAAACACAACUCACCUACUCUCUUCCAGCAGCCGCUUGUUUGUGGGGGGAGUCUAUCACCGAACGCAGCAGAGUUUCGAAGCUCAGGAACUAAAACUUAUAAUUAUUAAUUCAUGGAAAUGCAAUCAGACCAAGUUUGUGAAGAACAGAAGAACUACUGAGUUUGCAAGGCACAUACAAGAUACACAAGAACACUGAUUUCAUUUCCAUGAAGUAACUAGAGAAGCAAGCAUUCUGUGUUUUGGUGUGUUUGACCAUAACUUAAAUUUAUGCCGGAACAGCCCUUGAAAUUAUGUCACCAAUAUAUUUACUGUUUUAAUACGUCUGUUCCUGUGCGAUGUUGUAUCAGUGUUAAAACUAAGAGGCUUCAUGUCAAUCUCAUGCUAUUUAUUUUGAAGUAAGUGGUGUUUGAUUUGAGGAAAAGUGGAUUACUUUGUUAUGAUUAGAAUCGUUUGUUAUCUCUGAGCCAAAUGUUGUGCUCUCCUCCUUUUUUCUGCUGACUGCAGCGAAUUUUACUCAUGAAUGGGAUAAUCCGAGGAAUCAUUUUUUGGCUGCCUGCUGGUCCGCACUCACAAAAUAACUUCAUCAUGGUGGCCCGCUUUCUCAUUGAUCAAGCUGUUCCACGACACUCAAAAACCAUUUUAAUAUUUCGCCAAGAGGAGGAAAUCAAGUAACAGGUUUUGAAAAGGUUAAGUGAGGAGGCCUUGAUCUUUAAAAAGAAGCUGAGUGGACUUGAAAGCAGGACUAAAUUCACCUGUCUACACUCUGUGCCACAGAUGGGUUUUUGGAUGUAUUCAUGCUGUGCCUUGCUGCAGCUGUGAGGGGUCACGACAGUGAUGUUAGAGGGUCCUGGCGUCUGCAGAAACAAGAUUUUUAGCCUGUGUGAAGUUGCAUGUUUGCUUUGUUGUAUCUCAAGUAUGAUUCAAGUUACAUUUCUCUGUUCCUACAAAUAUUAUUCUAUGAAGUUUUUUGCACACCAGUUAUAAAAAAGAGAUACUAGAAAACUUACUUUAGUAUCAAGAUUCAGGUUUUAAAAACCCUUAGUGUCAAUUUGAACUGCUGUCUCAACUUCCCAUAACAAGGAGAACACAGUAAUACAGUCACUUCACUAAACAGUCUCAUUAGCUGUAUAAUACUUAGAGGAGGGAUAAGGUCCAUCAUCUCUUUAUGUAAGAGUGUUGUUAUUUCGUUAUGUCAGCCUUCAUCUACUCGUUUACUUCAUUGCAUUGUUAAUCUUAAUUCACAUUAAGCUUUCAAAAUUUUUUGCUGAUGUCGGCCUUUGCUCUGAAAGCUUUGCUCAGUAUUACAAAUAAACCAAGACAAGGGAGCGAGAGCAAAUGUUGAAUAUUUUAUGCCUGUGUGGACCAGUGCCACACACGACAGCAUCUGGAGCCAAAGAGUUUAUCUCUGUUUUAGAGAGGCGCUUUUACAAACCAUUUACAUUUUAGCAAGAACCCCCCACCCCCCCAAAAAAGAUAAAAUAACAUAAAAAUAAAAUAAAAUAAAAUAGAUUGUUAAAUUUAUUAAAUCACUUGAUUCAUUUGAUUAAACACAAUAUCCAGAUAGUUUUUUUUUCUCCAAUUUUCCCAUUAAGUUAACAAACACAGACUCAAGUCACAUUGUCUUCUUGCCACCAAAGCUUGACACAACUCCUCCACACUUGUAGUUGAACUACCAACACCUUACAAACACUUUAAUGCAGUGAUUCUCUAAGUAUGAGGAAUGGAGACGUGACAGGUGGGACACAACAAACGAAAGGACAUUUUCAAUUUCAUGCCUAUUCUCUUAAAGGGAUACUCCGGCGUAAAAUUAAAAUCUAGUUAUACCAACUUUAGUAACAACCACACGAUAGCAGUACACAGUGGUUUAUGGCUCCACUCGAGGAAGUGCAGCGGAGUUUAGCAGCUCAAGGAAGAACAUUUAUGAUUAUUACUUCAGAAGAACUAGCGCAUCUGCAGUGCAAAAUGAUUAUAAUGAUGAUUAUUACUUCAUGGAAAUGAUCCGCUGCACUUGGUGAUUGACUUGUCAGGGCUUCCCCACAAAUAGGUGGCUGCUGGAGGAGAGUGGGUGAGUUGUGUUUAGUCUCUUUGCUAAAGAAACCAGGCAAAGCUAAAAAGAUGUUAGAUGGCUAGUACUAUGGCAUUGUUUGUGACUAUAAAGUGGCUUUUUGGUUUAGCUCUAUGCGUGGAGAGGUAAACCAUUGUGUAUUGCUAUCGUGCGGUUGUUACUGAAGUUGGUUUAACUAAAGAAGCAAACAGUCAGCAACAUUCAUUUCUCGAAACGGUGUCUAACUCGGUGUUUCAGUGUGUUUGACCCGAACUUAAUUUUACUCCGAAAUAUUCCUGAUCAUUCACAGUAAACAGAACACCCACACACAAAAUAAUCAUAAAUAGCCUACAUGUAGCUGAAAUUCAAAGAACAUUUAAAUUAUUAGACAGCGUUAGAUAGGCGACUGGAGAAAAAUGUAACAGUGAUUUAUUAUAAACAUGAUUUUACUUGUUCCUUGUUAGUUUAAUCAAUUUGACAGGACUUAAUUUGUCAGGACUUUUGUUGGGGCAACCGGCGAAAGUGGAGCUUGAAAAUCCCCCCUUGUUCAAAGUGGCGAAUAACCAUAAAAGUUUGAGAAGCACUGCUUUAAUGUGUCUUUUUUUUUUUUUUUUACUUGGAGGACAACAUUUGCUUUCCUCUGAUAAUCACAACCAUAAAAGACUUAUGAGUCAUGCUAGUUUUGUUAAAUAAAAAAUAUAUAUACUGUAUAUAAUGCAGUGAUGUUUCUUUCACAGAAACUUAUUCAGUGUCUUGUGUGUUUGACUUGCAGCUACAGGAGGAGGUGGAUGGUCUGGCAGACAGGGUGGAACAGGCCAACAAUGCUUUGAAGGGAGACUGGUCCCGCUGGCAGGACAACAUGAGAACUGACCUCAAAUCAGCAUUUAUAUGCACUGCCGAGAAGAACGUGGAGUACUACGAGAAGGUGAGCUCAAAGCCACACAGAUGGAGUGAAAGUGUUGGACCACAGAGUGUGGAUCUUAUCUUUCUCUGCUUUGCGGGGUAGUGCUCUCUAAAGAAGUUUAUCUUACAGCAGUGUGAAACUCUGCAGAGGGAAAUGUCGGCAUCGGCUGUUUUCUUCUGCUUCAUGUAAAUCACUUGGUUAGAAACUGACCCUGUGGCAGCAUUUACAAGCAUUGACACUAAGAAUCAAUCUUCUUGCUGAUGUUAGAGUCUGCUUUUAUGGAGGCAUUAAAUCCACACUGUUUCAUUGCAGGUUAAAAACUCCUGAUAGGAGGAGAAACAUAGCUGCAGACUUUAAACAUGGUACUAUUGUGAACACGUGGAUAUGGUUUUAGCAGACUUGGUCUAAAGCCAGUGUUUAACUGUUUUUGUUUUUGUAAAGAUGGUCACUUUUCCUGAGAGGUAGACUAACUAACCUGACUCGACAGGAAGAUAUAAAAGAUGGUCAGUCCGUGAACAAUCAUUGGUUGCCUUCAUUCUCGACCUCUGUUUUGUCAGACUUACUUUUACUGACUUGGACACUGUGAACACCUGAGCAGGGUAAUGCAGUCUAAUACAACACAAAGGUACUACCAACAAUUCGAUUUUUAGAAAGCUUCUGAAUGUUUGUUCUUUGUCGACUCGAUCAGACAGGUGAAUAUUGUUCUGUGUCUUUUUAGCUUUGCCUGAUUUCUUUAGCAAAGAGACUAAACACAACUCACCCAACUCUCCACCAGCAGCCAUUUAUUUGUGGGGAGAGCUCAGGCGAGUCCAUCACUGAGUGCAGCGGAUCAUUUCCAUAAAGUAUUAAUCAUCAUAAUAAUCAUUUUGCACUGCAGACGCAGUAGGUCUUCUGCCUUAGCGUCUUGGUCUGCUUGCUUCUCUAGUAACUUCAUGGAGAUGCAAUAAGAGUUCUUGUGGAUCUUGUAUGUGCACUGCAGACGCGGUAGUUCUUCAGUUCUUCACAAACUUGGUCUGAUUGCAUUUCCAUGAAGAAAUUAUCACAAAUCUUUUUCCUUGAGCUGCGUCACCCCGCAGCAGUCCAUAAUGGACUGGCCUGAGGUCUCCCUACAGACAAGCGGCUGCUGGAAUAGAGUAGGUGAGUUGUGUUUCGUCUCUUUGCUAAAGAAAUUAGGCAAAGUUAAAAAGAUGUUUGGUUGCUGGUACUAUGGCAAGGACCCUAUAAGUACUGUUGAUGAAGUUAGGUGCUGUUCUGAGCAUUAUUUGUGGCUAUAGAGUGGCUUUUUGGUUGAGGUUUGCACAUGGAGACGCAGACCGCCGUGUGUUGCUAUUGUGCGGUCGUUACUAAAGUUGAUAUAACUAGAGCAACAUUCAUCUCUCGAGGGGGUGUCUAACUCAGUGUACGGGGUGUUUGACCCUAACUUAAUUUUAUGCCGUAAUAUCCCUUUAAUAACACAAUACACAUCGGUGAAUUGUGAUGCUUUCACUGUACUGAGAUUAUUAGAUAUCAAAUUUGAAGAUUUUCACUUUUUCUGAACUAAGAUCUAUCUUCAUGCAAAGAAUAGUUAAAAACCAGCACAUGCUAAAUAAUAAGGACUGAAAACGCAGCUGUUUUCAUGUCUUGAAGAAUCUCUCUGGAGGGGAUUAAAGCUCAGAGAAGAAGAUGAAGAUAUUGGAUAAGCAGCAUAGCAGAGUGAGGCAGACACAUAUGAAAAACAAGACAGAGAAUAGGAGAGUGAGCAGUUGCAGUGUAGGAGAAACAAUCCUAUAUCCAGAUUAACGAGCGGGCUGAGCAGCGGAAGCAGCAGGGAAUUAAAUCGUGAAGGAGAACAAUGAAGCUAGUUGGGAGACAUAACAUCACAGCAGGAGCAGCACAAGACGAUGAAGCUGUUAGGGUAGUAAUUGUUAAGUCUUUUAUAGGUUUUAUUCCUCACAUGAGACUCUAAGCAUGCAGUUUGGAGUGAGAUGUGAUUCCAGUUUUACUUUGGAUGUAUUUGAUUCUUAGACUGAAUCUCUGCCAGCAGAGGGUAGCCGCACUACAGAUUUAUUUCCUCUCAACCAACUGGCAUUUAGGAGAGCUCCUAUAAGCUCCAGUGAAAGCUGUUGGUUCUUGAACAGUUCAUGGUCUGUUUAAAUCUGAUUAUUUCCACAAAUGCUCUUCAGCCAAAUGUAGAUUAGCCGGCUACUGGAACUUGAUAAUAAUAGGAUACAGAUAAUGUGUUAUAGUGGGAGCAUGACGUGCAACAGAGAUUUUUGGCCAGAAUCAAACUUUCAUUUAAGCUUUUGAUUAGUUAAAUGCCUCAUUUGUUUUUCCGACAGCCUAAUCAGACACCUCUAAUUAUGAGAGAUAAUCAUCACCAAAUUUUCAAAAUAAACCAAGUUUUAUACCUACAACUAAAGCAAGGAACAUUUUACCUUAAAUGCUAUCUAUUAGGGGUUGGAAUCACCAGUGGCCCCAUGAUACGAUAUUAUCACGAUACUUGGGCCAGAUAUUAUCGCGUUUUUUAUCAUUUCGCACUACAUUAAGUAUUGUGAUACAAUAUUUUGCGAUUUAUACAAAUUUUUCAAACGUUUAACUAAUUAAGCAUUUGGCUUUCCAUUAUGUUUAGCUUAUUUACGCUGUAUUUUAUUUUCAUGUAGCACAUCUUGCAAACCUUAUUGUUGUAAUAACUUUCUCCUGCUCUGUAAUGUCACCUCUGCCAACCUCACUGGACAAACAUUUGGUUUUAUUUUUCCAUUAUCAUAGAUUUGACUUUAUAUUAACAAUUAAUUUGAAAAAGCCAUUACUUGGUAAAUGAGACAAUACGAUAUAUCACCAUACAAAAUAUCGCGAUACUGUGCUGUAUCCAUUUUUUCAUCCACCCCAACUAUCUAUAUGAAUUAUUAUACUUCCACUUUGCCUCUUCAGAAUUAAAUAAUAUACAAGAUAUGAGAAUAUCAAACCAGACUGUUUCCCCUUUAAAUUUAAGAGGGAGGGGGAGGUAAUACAAGAGGUGACACAUUGAACUCCAUCAUGUUUACUUUUCAUGUCUAUUAAUAUCACUAAAUCAUUUCUAGUUUGUAAUAGAGGCUGUUUGUAUCUUGUUAAGCAAAAUACAAUUUUGUUUUAUCAAACGGCCGUGUUAAGAACUUGAUUGUAAAGGUCAGUACCUACAUUUAAUAACCACAGUCAGCUAGCUGUUUCUCAACAGCAGAGCGUCAGUGAAGGGAUUCAGAGUCUUGCAGACUAACUGUAAUCAUAUCAGCUGGCAAUGAGAAAUCUGGUUCAUUCAAAACUAGUUUGUCCAUGGUGGGAAAACCAAUAAAAGAGACAAAAACUGUAGAGACAGGCAGUAGAGGUUGAAGACUGAAAAAUAAACGGAAGAUGAGUUUGUGAAAUUGUGGUGUUUGAGGACUGGAUGUCACAUACGCGGAAACUCAAAGCAAUUAAGCAAUUUCAGAUGCAGAGCUGAUUCCUGCAGACCUGUUCCCCUGUGUGGUUUUGUUCACUUUAAUGGGAUUAUUAACAGUAAGAGGCAGGAGGUUUAUCGAUUUCAGUACCAUCUCAUUCUGCCACAACUUGGAUGUUGCAAUACCAUCAUAACCGGGAUGAACACAAAAGUUUGGUUUUAGUGCACACAUGAGGGAGAUUUACUCCCGCAUCACCUGCAGGGUUUGAAAUUAGCAUCUACCACCCACUGAAUGCUCUGCCUGGUGACUUUGCCCAACUUACCAAACCACAGAGCCAUAUCAGAGAAGCAUGACAGGGUGAUUUGUGACACAGAACUACAUAUACUGCUUUGACACUUCUGGGCUCAAUAACCAAAAGCACUGCCAGUGUUUGCAAAGAAAGAUAGUUGUAGUUGAGCGAUCAGGUGAACUUGUGCCGUCUCUAGAAAUGUGAGUGUGCUUGUUUGCCGUGCAUCUUUUCCCAUCAGCCUCCUGGAGUUUCAACAUUGGGGCUGUUUGCCGGAAUGACUCGACAUGUUUUGACUUGAGCCCAGCACAGCAUGAAUCUGAAACCGAAAGUCAUGUUUGUAAUUUUUGCAUCAUUACGCAUAACUGUGCAAAGGAAAAUGUGUCAAAACUCCAAGGAUCUACAGUUUUUAAAACAUUCCUGCAAGAAUCUAGAUCAUGUAUGGAGAUUUAUCGAUAUGCUCUAUUUUGAGACCAUUACUGAGUGGAGUUCCCCUGAUUCAAGUGUGUUGCAUGUUAGAUAAAAAUCCAAAUAUGUCUUGAAAUGAAUGGAUAUUACCAGAUCUCUUUAAAAAAGAGUGGCAUUUAAUACAACAUCAGUGAUAUUGUUAAAAUGCUUUAACUCCAUAUUCUGAUAAUAUCAAAGUAGUUCCAUCCCAGAGAUCAGAUAUGACAUUUAACAAUGCCACGGUUGAACAAUACUCAUUACAGAUUUCAUCAAAAAUGGGUCAUAAAGUAUCUGGGUGAAAACCUCCCUGCUCCCCUGGGGUCUGUGCUGCAGUGAGAUGAGUCUAGACCAAGUUUUUUUCCCAAUGGCUACACCAGUGAAAUAAUAGCAGACUGACUGCACAGAGCCUCCUCUGCCUGAGGCUUGGGUGAAAUUCACCUGGUGUGCAUGAGAAACAAGAGGGGCAUGUCAGGUCACAAAUAAAUUUACUAAAAACACUAAGAUGUUGAAAUAAAGAAAUGAGAAAUGUGAAAAGUAGGGGUGGGAGAAAAAUCGAUAGAGCAUAGUAUUGCGAUAUUUUUCUUGUGAUAUAUUGCAUCGUCUCGUUGACCAAGUAUCGAUUUUUUGAAUUAAUUGCUAAUACGAAGUGAAAUCUAUGAUAAUGGAAAGAUGAAAUCAACUGUUUGUCCAGUGAAGUUGGCAGAGGUGAAAUCAUAGAGCAGGAGAAAGUUAGUACAAAAUAUAUAUAUGUAUAAGGUUUGCAAGAUGUGCUACACGAAAAUAAAUAAAAGCGUAAAUAAGACAAAAAUUAAGGAAAACCACAUGCUAAAUUAGCUGAACAGUUGAAAAAAUUGUAUUAAUCGCAAUACAUUGUAUCGCAAUACUCACUAUAUCGCAAAAUAUUAGAAAUUGCAAUAAUAUCGCAUGAUGGCCCAAGUAUCGUUAUAAUAUUGUAUCAUGGCCCAAGUAUCGUGAUAAUAUCGUAUUGUAGCCCAAGUAUUGUGAUAAUAUGGUAUCAUGGCCCAAAGUAUCGUGAUAAUAACAUAUUGUAGCCCAAGUAUCGUGAUAAUAUGGUAACAUGGCCCAAAGUAUCGUGAUAAUAACAUAUUGUGGCCCAAGUAUCGUGAUAAUAUCGUAUCAUGGUCCAAGUAUCGUGAUAAUAUCGUAUUGUGGGGCCACUGGUGAUUCCCGCCUCUUAUUAUUAGUCUAUUGUAGAUAAAACUUUGACUAUUGUUUCAGCUGUGAUUUAAACCUUAUGAGUCUGUACCCUGAUAUUGUGCUAGGGCUGUCACAAUAAUAUCAGAUCGUCACCUCAUGAAAGUCUUAGAAAAUUCAUGAUAACAAUAUAAUCCUGUUGCUGAUUCACAAAGCUUCCCACAGUUGAAAAAAAAUAUAAAUCGCAAUAUAUAGUAUCACAAUACUCACCAUAUAGCGAAAAUGUUAAAAAUCGCAAUUAUAUCGUAUUGUGGCCCAAGUAUCAUGAUAAUAUCGUAUCCUGGGGGCACUGGUGAUUCCCACCUUUAGAGAAAAGCAGCAUUAACUCCGAGAAUAUCUUAGAAUGCUCGAAACUGAUUGCUCACCAAUCCUCAUUUUCCCAUUGCUUUAACUUUCGUGAGUAAAAAAGUUGUCAUAAAUCACAAUGGCUGCAGGUAAGGAAUGUUUGUUAUUUAAAAAAAAAAAAAAAAGUCACAUUAAGAAAUGGCUCUCCUCUGCAGCCGGCUCUGUGCUCUCCUCUGUGCUCAGCUGGUGUCUGUGUUUAUUUUUAAGCGAGAUCAGAUUCUGAUAAGACCGACCCUGACACUGUUAUAACACCCGAAAGCAAAAAAUGUGCGUAAAUAGAAGUCACAAUUCAUUAGGGUUCAUAAGUUUCCUGAUCAAAUAACUUCAGGUUAGAGGGAGAUAUAAUCCAGCAUUGACUCCUAAGGGUCAAACAAAUAUACUUGGUACCCUAACAGGAAAGCGUUAAAAAAAAGUUAUUUUGGCACCCUUCCCAACCUUUGAUGAUAAAAUUGCAAAUAAUUGCUUUCCAUAUUGAACCGGACCAAACCACUCGGUGGAACUGCAGCAGAGGGGUCUUGUGGUUUGUUAUUGAGCCAUUACAAUCCCCACUAGACUUUGGACAUCAUCAGCGCCAAUAAAGAAGCAUGUUUAUUUCCCAGUUUAAUAUGGCAGAUGUUGACUGGCGCUGCAUUUUGAGGCUGACCCAAACCUAAUCCAGCACUAGGGAAAUGAACUUAACCAGACCCUGAUGCUUUUGCAGCUGAAUGGCAGCAAAAUCCUUGAAUGGUUUCCGAAUCUAACAAACACCAACAUAUGGUUUUACAUAACCUAUAUAACUGAUACAUGGGUGAAACUUUCUGUUUAUCUUUGAUAAUAACAUUUAAGAUGAGUAAUUUUUCAAAUAGAUGUGUAAAAAGGCAAAAUACAGAUUAAUUGGUGUUGCCACUAAGAAUUUCUUUCAGUCAUGCUUCACAGUUUUGGUGAUAAAUAAACAGAGAUAUUAGUAUUCAGGCAAUUUUAUUUCUUAGCAGUGUCUAUAAUGAUCGCAAGGUUUUUGUGUGCACAUGCGUGUGUGUGUGUGUGUGUAUGCGUCCUUGGCGUAAUUGGGUUUUCUUUCCAGUGUCUCUCUCUGCAGGGGCAGGUCAUCUCUCCUGGCCUCUCCCUGCAGCAGCCCUGAUGACAACACUCAUCACCCAGCACACUGGUCCGCGGCACGCAAAUGCAAUACAAAGACUGAGUACCACCAUGUACUUGUCUGAGCGUGCACUCAAAAUUGGUGACUGUAGAAGAACCCAGAGAGGGUUUGGCUUCCUAAUGUGAAAGCCUUUCCAACCCAGAAAGUAAAAUUAUUAAAAAAAAAAAACCCUGAACUUUCAAGCAGGUGUUGUGCUUGAUCUAUGCAUAUUGCCCUGGACACACGUAACAGAGAAAUUAGGCCAUCUUUUGCAUAUUUAUGAGUUGCACCCCUCAUAAAUUUAGCUCUUACCUUUGCACGUUGCAGAAAUGAAAUAUUAAUCAGUCUAAAAGGUUCCUAAUUUGUGCACUGAGAAGUUUUAAAAAGAACACUGUGUUUUAAUAUUGCAAAGAGCAUUUCCUUUAUUUGCAAACAUAAUGACUUAAUGAAAAUAUACUGUGUUAAGCUCUUUACCAAAACUUUGCAGGGAACUGUCGUUUUGAGACAUUUGUAUAAUGUAUUUUGUUAAAACAGGCCUAAGGAGAUGCUUCGUAAGAGACUGGUCUGUUUCAUCCAUUUCAAAACACUCCUCGCUGAAACUUAAAAGGGAUAUUCUGGAGUAAAAAUAAGUUGGGGUCAAACACACCGCAACACCGAGUUAGACACCCCCUCGAGAGAUGAAUGUUGCCAACUGCUUGCUUCUCUAGUUAUACCAACUUUAGUAAUGACUGCGCGAUAGCAAUACACAGCGGUCUAUCAUCAUAAAUGUUCUUCCUUGAGCUGCGUAACUCCGCUGCACUUGGUGAUCGACUCGUCGGGGCUCCCCCCAAAAAUCAAGUUGCUGCUGGAGGAGAGUGGGUGAGUUGUGUUUAGUCUCUUUGAGACUAGAAAUAAGGCAAAGCUAGAAAGAUGUUUGAUGGCUAGUACUUUGGCUGGAACCCUAUAUGUACUGUUGAUGAAGUUAGGUGCUGUUCUGAGCAUUAUUUGUGGCUAUAGAGUGGCGUUUUGGUUGAGGUUUGCCCGUGGAUCCAUAGACCGCUGUGUAUUGCUAUUGUGCGGUUUUUAAGGUGUUUUUUUUUUUUUUUGUUGGUAAUUUUACAACGAAAUGUCAGUUUAAGUUUUGUGUUACCUGUCCUUUAAACAUGUAGCUUACAGUUUAUGGGCCUUCCCUUUUGUAACCUGAAACACUGCAGUCAAAGUUACAGACAGCAGAGGCUCGUUCUGAUUUUGUUCCAAAUGUUCUCAACUUUUAAUCAACUUUAUUUAAUUUAAUUAAACCAAUUUUUGUUUUUUGUAUUCUAGGAAUAAUAAUAAUAUUCAUCUGCUCACUUGUGGCUUUGGACUCAGUCUCAAAUUUGAUUGUAGAUUUCAGGGAUCUAAAGAAAAAGAUGAAAACAUGAAAGCUUGAGUAAACACAUGGUGUGGCUGCAUCAUUUAGAGAGUCUGCAAAAUUUCCACUUAUCAGCUACAGACUCAAAAGUUAAUUAGUUACCUUGUUAAUAAGGUGGUUUCACACCUUGUUUGUGUGUUUGUUUGUUUGUUUGUUUGUUUGUGUGUGUGUGGUAGCUGAAUGGAGUUGCUAAUUAUCUAGGACUUAAAAAGCUAACAGAGUUUUUAGUGCUGAGUCUGUACUCACUUGCUCAUUAACAUCUCAAACUAGAUUGCUUAAAAGAAUUAGUCUCAUAGCUACAGCCAGUCAUUUUCUCCUAAUAGAUAAACCAAAAAUAUUCCAGCUCUCGUGAAGGGUUGCCCUGCUAGUAAGUGCUAAACAAAAAUAGAUAAAAUCGUGUUUCUCUUUCCAAAAUACCAGGGUGCAGAAAUCCUGGGAACAAUGAAGAGCUCAGUGCGCUCUUAAGACUUCAAAUCUGGAGAAGUAAAUAGUCACUUGUGUCUAAUAAAGCUAGGAAUAGUCCUGGUUUGAGUAGAUAAUGCUUUUUCUCUGAUGCUCUAAAGGGUGGUUGAACUCACCCUGACCAGCUUGUAAUCGUUUGUUGCGAAGCGUUGUUACUGUGUUGUUAUUUGUUCCUGUGUGUAUCUCUUGUGUGAAGCAUGUGGUAAAUUUAGCCCUGGAUAAUUCUCCGCUGACAGCCUCUUGGAAACCAGCCUUUUGUCUCUCAGAGUCUAUUGUCGCUCUUCAUGUUUCUGCCAACAAGCCCAGACUGCUUAUCAAUCCAGCAUUUAAAGAAACAAGUACAGAGUCCAUAUUGAUUGCAGAUAAAACCCAUCACCUACUUGAUUUUACCUUUUUUUUUUUUUUUUUUACGGCAUCAGAGCUGAACUACAAAUGAGACAACAUCUUGUCUGAAGGAUAGGUGAAGCAAACAGAUCAAUAGUGCCUCGCGAUGCGUGCGAUGAGUGUUGUAUGGCUUUGGAAUUAUUGAAUGUCUAUACUGCUGAGUCACUAAAUUUACUUCACACAGCUCGGCCCCUCACUCGUCUUGUUCGUAGUGGGGUCUCAACAUUUGUUACGCAGCAGGAAUCCGUCCAAGAGAUCUGCUGGGUCUGUAAGAAAAGGUUGGAAGUUUUUUUUUUUUUUUUUUUUUACAACAAUUCCUACACAAGCGAUAACUUUCUAACACUCACAGGAAAGUUAUGUUCUUCCCCUGCUUUGACCUCAACUUUAUUCCCCGCUCCUAAAAUUUCAGGUCAGGUGGAGCAUGUCUUGUCUAGCACCUGAACUUGUUUGACACACCGUAAAGCAAACUUUCACUGGGUUGGGCUACACUGUCAAUACUUAUUUCAGUUUGCAGGUUCAAUACUUUAUCUCCUCUCAGCUGGAGUACACUGAAGGGCUUCAAAAUCACCUGCACGUGUAAUACAAAUAUCAACAACACUCUGUUUAGACAGUUUGGUCCUAAACUCAAUUUCAUGCUCUUUGCCCCAAAUACUUAAAGCACAGAGGGAUACCUUUCAGUGUAAAUGGGACUGAAAAUAACAUCCUGACCCCCCACUUUGUGACUCAAGACUUAGAGGGUGCUCAGUGACAUAGUAUGGAGAAGUUAAGAGACAUUGAAGUGAUGCAAAUAGUCAUUUUAUGUGCAGUAGCACCAAUCCAAUCUCACAGCACAGCUGUUUCAUACUCUACUGAACAGUGUCAUUGCAGGUAAUACACCAUUACUGCAAAAACGUGCUUGUCCGUACCUUGUUUCACCAGGUGGGAACUCAAAUGUGGUGAUAUAGUUCCUUCUUACUCAGCUGUCAAUCCAUCAUUGCUCACUUUCAGAGAUUCAUCUGUUAGCUUCCUACAGACUGAGACGUUGACAGAUGAAUCUUCAGUGGAUGUUUUAUCUGAGAGUUAUGUCGACUCUGAAUUUACCUUGAUUUCAAGUCCCACUCAGAUCAUUUUUUACUUUUCUUUUUACUUCUUUAAGGGUUCUCUCAGUGGUCUUUAAAUUGUGAUUAUGAAGUUUUUAGCCAAAAUGUUAUCUGUGUUAUCUGUGUCAUUUUCAAGGGCUUUUCUUCUGCAGAGCAUCCAGUAGCUCAUUAGCAAUUCGCUUCUGAGUCGUGGGCGGAGACGGCGCUGCUCUCAUCCCUCCUCUUCCUGCUAGCUUGCAGCCUAACAUUGCUGGUGUAGUAGAAGUGGCAGGUGACAUAGGAGCUAUUCAGCUCUCGGACACUAAUGUCUUUGGGGGCAUGAUGAAAAUUAAUAUCAUAGUUAGCUUUGUUACGAGCAUUGCAAUCCGCUAGCGCACACACUUGUUCCGCGAUUGUCCUCUCUGUUUCUCCAAGUCUGGUCUGCAUAGCGGGGCUUCAGGGGCGGGGCUUGGAAUUGUGGCGUACGAAAUCCCACUGUGUCUGAGCCUGUCGUUUGGGUCUGCCAGAGAUUCACAGCGAAUCUCUGAAUGCAGAAAUACUCAGAAAUGCAAUUUUUGCACUUAUUUUUCUGAUGAUAUGUCCUGCGGCAUCAGAAAAAUGCCAUAUGAACAUGUAGACAACAAGAAAAACUGAGUUUUCAUUGAAGUGGGUCUUUAACCACUUUGUAAAAAAAGAGACUGAUCUCACCGAUGUAGCAUUGACUAUGUUAUAAAGAAAGAAGAAAUACAAACCCAACCAUCAGCUUUGGUCCUCUCGGCCUGAGCAUAUCUUUGGUGUGACUAUGUAUAAAUCAGGUCAUUGCUAAAAUAAAGCAUGCCUGCUCGGCAAAGCUCUUGUUGCAAUGCAGAAUAUUCUCUUGAAGCAUAAAAUCCGUCCAUGGAGGAUGAUUUUAUACCUCGCCCAAAGCAGGGUUAAACCAGAUUAACACAUUAAAUAGACUUUUCUUUGAUGGCAGGCUGGCUAUCUCUAAUGAGAGAAGCCUUUACUGUGGUAUCAUUCUAUUAGAAAAAAAAAGGGAAGAAAAAAAAAAAAGGGAACCAUUAUGCCCCGGAUUUCAUCAGAAUAUCACUUUAGAGAGUUCAAGUUUCUAGCUCUAUUUGGCCAAGAUUUAGCUCUGCUGGUUGGUGAGAUGAUUUUAAUAUUGCAUAUUCAGUGAUUUCAAUCCCAUCCAGAGCACAUGUGGUGUGUGAUUUUUCCACCCCCUUUCCCCAGUAUUAAUUACGGCCCCAAAUACCUGCUGGUUUUUGACACACUUGUCAGUCCUUUGAGAAUUCAUUCCAUCUGAAUAAUACCUAGUGUUUCCAAAUUUAUUCAGAUGUUUUGCAUAUAAAGUGCUGCGAAUCCUGUUGUUUAUUUUUAUUCACCCAGACAUGGUUUGAGCAGUUUAAGGGAUUUGGAAAGAAUAUUUCAGAUAUUUGUAAUAACCAGAUGGAUGCACUUCACCCUUAAAGCGUGACCCUCUUCAGAAUCUCAACCCCCCAACAUAUGUCGAGUUGAAAAACAAACCCUUCAGAGCCAGAUGUAAAUAAAACCGCCCCUCUCUGAAUGUCUAAUUGUAAACCUGAACAUUAACCUGUUUGUUGUGCAAAAAAAAUACAUUUGACGAAUAAACCAAAAAACAGAACUGAUGAUAUUGAUGCAGAAAUGUAUUUGUGGUUGCUGAGGUCCAUAUAAGGUCACACCAGGAUGUGUGUCGGGAUUUGGGUGGAGCUCCAGCCUGGCAAGGGUACUAACAGAAUGGCUAAGGUGUAGCGCAAGAGUGCUUGUUAGGACGGUUGUAAACAUCAAUGUGAGAACACAGCUUGGAUGCCAACUUCACUGUUAGAGCACAUCCAACCACGCCGAUAAUUCAUUUGAUUUUAAAGACAUGAUAAUUUAUGAUAGACUUGACACAACCGAAUAUCGUCAAGGCGAUCAGAGGCAACAUAAGCUACGUGUUACUGUGAGGAGACUAAACUGACUGCUUUUGUGAACUUAAGCUUUACACUACUGAAGAAGAAGAUAUGUCAAUAAAACAGUUUUUUGUUACGCUUUAAUUACAAUUCCAACAAUAACACAACGCCUGAGAUACUCAAGUGAGAGCUGCACGGUGUGAACACCAGAGACUCUUCAGAAGUUUACAGUCAUUUAUGCACAACCCAGAUUUUGUACAAGUCUGGACACUGUAAAACAGAAUCUGAUGGCUUUCAAAUCAAAGGCUUUAUUUAAUCGAAUACUGGAUGUGGGUUGUCCCAAGGUAUUUUUUAGUGUAGCCCCUUAAUACUGGUCCCACUACUUAACAGCUGUGCUCAUAGAGGAGAUUGCCCCCAUAAAACAGAUGAAAUUGUCACAGGAAUAGUCCUCCAUAUAUAUCUUAAAUAAUUCUCAUACCCUCAGGCAGCACUGCAUAAAAUGUAGACACAACUCUGAUGUGGAAAUCACUUGUUUCAAACUGGCUGGCCUGCAGCCCGGUGAAAACUUUUGGUGCAUCAUGACACAAAAAUUACAACAAAGGAGACAGUGCAGUUUUUCUGUCUGUGUGGCUGAAAUCCUCUUUGGCGAGAAUGGGGUAGAAUUGUUCUUUAUAUCCCCAGAAACUGGUUUCCUCGAUUCGCAGAUAUCCCCAGAAAAGUCUUGUCAAAAGAAGAUGUGAUGCGAAGGUGCCCUUGACCAAACUUUCUUGUGAUUUGUGGCUGGCAUCAAGUGAAAGGAAAACUAAUUUUCCAUCAAACAAAAACACCUUUCAGUUCCAGUAAUUAAAACAUUGUCGUUCUUUGUCUCAUUUUCAAUUAAACACCGGUUUCAAAUGAUUUGCAGACCAUAAAAUUACAUUUUUGCUACACAGGGCUACAACUGUCUUUAAAGCGGUCAUAGAGUGUCAUAGAGUCAAGGGGGGAGAAAUGUAAGGUGGAGGUGAUGUGUUAUGUAAUCUAAAAAAAAUGGUAACUGAGUUUUAGUUGUUUCACCAGCUCAUUCAGUCUGCAUAACAGAGCUAAGAGCUUGAUCUGCAGCAGUGCCUCUCAUAUAUGAAGUCUGAAAGUUAACAGGAGUAAAGUUAGGCUUUCUGUUAACUCACUGGCUCAGUGACAACACUGCACUUUAGAUUUCCACCCCUGAAAGCAUUAAGAAACCUGCCUCUAUUGGAGAAAAUUUCAUUUUUGAGAAAGCGUUUCCGUUACCUUGACCCAAAGUGUCAGAAACUGAUUCAUAACAACAAUUUAAAUUCAACGAUUUUGACCUUCGUGGAUUUUAAAAUUGAGAUGAUGGCUGUGAAAUCAGUUCUAUUCAUUUCUGAGGCGCCUGAUUGUAAUUGUGUAUUUGGACUGGGACUCUUCCUGCCAUCCACAUAAAGCUCAAGAUUCCAACUGAUAAAAACAACAAAUUGGUUUCUUCACAAUGACUCGCUUGGUUGUAUGCUCCAGACAUUCAGUAACACACAGUAAGCAAACAAUAGCUUCUUAGCGGGGUAUCUAGAAAUACGAGAUCCCUCUUUGCUGUGUGUUGAUGUUGUUAUUCAGGUGCAGAUGUGGGUAAGUGCAGCCAUGGGGCCUGUGAAUGAUUUAUUGGAGUGGAGCUCAGAGAGACGGCCUAUAAGAAUCUAAUAAGACACCAGCACCUGGGAGGGUUUUAUAUCACCUUGGUGGGGUAUAGGGCAAAACUAGGAAAUGGAGAGAGGGGGUGAGUGUUGGAGGAUGGAGAGAUAAAGAGGUAAAAGAACAAUGAGAGGUAAAGAGAAGACAAGAAGGAAGCAUGGGUAGUGUUUAAGAAGACAGAAAAGGACUCAGAAUUAUAGGACAUGGCUUAAUAUGAUAAGAUAUGAGAUAUCUGUUAGCAGUAAAAAAUCUGUCUAGUGAUCUAUAGUGUUGAGAUCUAUUCUAGACAGUAUCUGAUUUAAUCUUGCUGAAUGUGAGGGUUUGUGAUAGGCAGUUUGAUUUCCUGUUGUUGACAAAUCAUGACGGCAUUACAGGAUAGUAACAUCUCACCGCAGCACUUCAAUCAGGAAGGAAGUUCAGCAGUGCGGGGUUAGGACUUUUAUCAACGACAGAACACCAACAAGUCAUCACCGCAGCCGUCACUUCCUUCUGACAGGUAUUCCCAAAUGACACGCAUGCAGCAUUAACACAGACUGACAGCAGAGCAGACAAGGGAGUGCAGAUGAGAAGUAGAUAACAGGACAACCCUUCCCUUACCUUAUCUUACCUUUCCUUACCUUUACUUGCACCAACAUUUCUUUGGUUAUUGCAAACUUGGCUUGAUGCCACAGUACUUUAUGCUGCGUUCCAGUUACCUCAAGAGUCGGAUUUUGGAGCUGGGAAUGACAUUACACCCGAGUUUACGGAAUUCCAGUAAACAAGUCGGAAAACCAAGAUGGACACCUAAAGUUAGCCAUCGUUAGCCGUUUUUUACAAUUGUCGGCUGUCGUUAGCCAUUGUCAGUUGUUGUUAGUUGUUGUAUACACAGUAUUUUACUCUUAUAAACAUCAUAGCACCCUGCUCACAGUUAGACAUUGGUCAGUACAACGUAUAUCACUUAUUGCUUUCACAAAAACAAAACAGAAGUGCUUGUAAAUAAUACAUUACGAGAGCUUUCACUGUUACUCUUUACUGUUGAUGCGCUACGCUGCCAUCUUGGAUUCUGACGUUGUCGUAGAGUCGGGGCUGGUGACGAUCCUCCGACUUUCCGAGUCGGAAAUCAGACUUCAGGGGUACGUUCCAGAUGAAUUUCUUGGAAAUUCCAACUUCCGAGUACAACUGACAUGCAGCAUUAGAUAUAGAGUGACACAAUUACAAUCCUGAGGUCAUUCAUCAAGUCCAGGAAAGCUGAUGAUUAUGUGUGACAUUUUGAUCAGAUUGCCUCAGCUAAAGCUUCACUAUCAGAUUCCCAAUAAAAAGUCUAAUUAAACUCAUCAACCUCAUUUAUCUUUAAAUAUUAUAGAUAUUAUCAUCUUAAAGGAUGACUGGUACAUAUACGCUGCCUCUGUUUUGCUAACCAGGCCUGGUUGCUGGCAUUUUACAAGUCUUUGAUCCAAUUCUGUGUGCUGUAGCUCUGCCAAGAAGAAGAAUCCCCACAUGUGGCUCUAGUGAUAACACGACAUGAUCACCUUUGGUAGAGAAGCGUGUAAAUUAACAUGUUUAUAACAUUAUAUAUUCAAAAAAUCAACUGGCUGAAAAUACUUUAACAUGGUCUCAAAGUGGGGAGAGAAAAAAAGGUGAGAAAGCAGGAGAGUGUGUAGGAGUGAAGUGAAGAAGAGCGGGAAUGUGUGUCUGCAUUACACAAAAACUUUCUUUGUGGUGAGGCCUAAUGUCACCUGACAGUUGUGUGGUCUAUCAGUGAAGUGUGUUGAGUGUAUUGUGAACUGAGGUUUGUAUUCAAAGUGAUGAACACACACAUAGAUCUGCGUUAUGUAGUCUUGUCUGCUCCAUGAAAUGUCUAUAUCCUCGCUGCGCAGUAUUAUUCCAGAGCACAUCUCUCACCCACGCCUGGGUGCUGUGCCUUCCAUUGUCUAGGUUUGAAUCAUCAUAUUAAAGUUAAUUGUCCCUUAUACUCGAUGACUGCAGAACCAAUUCUGAGCUUUCUCCGUUCAUUGCAUCCUCAACUGUUGACCUACCUGAGGAGAUCUUAGAGAGGGCAACAAGUUCAUCAUUGGACAGUGUACUUUUUACUUUGCAUCAGUGAUACUGCUCUCAGAGGGCAAUUAUCAACUUUGUGAGAGAGAAGCUUUAAUGGUUAUUGUUCAGCAGUGCUGACCAUUACACAUCUGAGCAGUUUUAAGUUCACCGCACUGAAGUUACUUCUAAAAUAUCCAGCUAUUUGUCCACGAUAAAAGACGGGCAGUCUGUCUUCCAAAUAUUACUGCGACAUAACUGUCCACUCAUGAAAUUUAAUCACACACUUUGUUGGGUAUUCCUGACCCUGAGAGUGAGAAUGAGCCGUAAUAGUUUCCAAGAGUGGAAUUUCACAGUUUAGCAGGACACCAUUGGUCAAUGGUGAGCCACAUUUUACAACCGCUGUAAAAUCUAGUCGCACAGGUAUUUAAGAAGCUGUCCAGUUUGGGUGACACCCAGAGGAGUGGGGCUUUCGACUCUGCCCUCAGUAAAGACUUCUUCAGCAAUGAGCAUUUUUUGUGCCAAUGUGUAGCUCUUUGUAGUACAAUUCUUUUCCAACCUGCUGGCUACCCUCUUGGUUCUUGGGUUCAGGUAGCACUGAUAGCUACGAAGUAUUGAUGGACCCACAGCUUGUGACCAGUCCACAGACUCUCUUGUACUUCCCUCUAAUGAUCAUGUCUAGUCUUAAAUUCAGCAAGAGUAGACCACAGUUUACUUUAAAUGAAUGAUUAAGACCUAGCUAAGAAGUGGCGCCCCAACCUGAUCCGCAUGGCUUUCCAUCUAACCUCCAAUUUCCACUGCAUCAAGAACAGCUACAAAAAGGCUGUAUCUGCCAAUUGCAGCUGGUAGUAACCAUUCAAGUUAAUGUGUCAAUUUCCACUGGCUUCUCUUCGUUCCGCUGCAGAUUGCCGGACUCCACAGCUGAUCAUGAGAGUUCUAUUUUUUCUGCAGAUUGCCAGAGCAUGCCAGAUAAAUUCAGCACCAAUUAACCCGUGCUGGAAAAGAAGUCGGGCACAGACACAAAAUAAAACAUCCAGCUUCUUUUCAAAAUAAAACACUCUGUGUUCGUAUUUCACACCAUGCAAACAGGCGUAGAUGAACAAGUGAAAGGUUUUUAGACAGCAUUUCAUCCCAAUGACACCAUGGAUGAGGAGAUGCUGAUUCUAAAAGUCUAGAAGUGGGUUUCCUCCUCUAGAAGGACACAAUCUACUGCUUAUAUGAUUAUGUGGCCAUCGAGACAACUCGUAACCGCACGAUUGCACAUGAAUCUGUUGCUUCUUGUAAGUUCUUGCAAUUCCUGCUGUCCGUAAUCCGCCACAAAAUUCGCCUCACAAACGGAUUCAGUAGGAAAUGGUGGUCAGCGAAAAUCGACGCCGUUCCGGAUGCGGUGGAAAAAUCGGGGUUAGCUUGAGCUUUAUUUAUUAGUCCGUAUUGCUCCAGUGUCAACUAUGUCAUUCAGAACUACGACCAGAAUGAACAGGAAACCGAAUUAAACAAACUCCAGUGACUUCCAGCCUUCACUUAAGGCGGUCUCUUUUCAGAGAAUAUCAUCUGGACAGUGAUGAGUAUGACAGAGGAAGGUUCAGCGGGUCUUGGGAGACUCAGAGUCAAUAGGUUCAAGGAAAGGACAAUAAGAUUAUCAACCAUGACAGAGAUCAGGACAGACAUUACUGUCUUGACAGGGUCAUCCAUUUGGGAACCCCCCAAAAGGGAAAGGCUGAGUGGUGAAUUAUACUGACAUGCAAAUGCCUUAGGUCACUGUGGACUGUUGAGGGAGAAGGUGAGUCACGAUGUUGAAAAAUGGAGCGUAAUGUUAAGAUAACAAGCAAGUGAAUCCUUGUGGUAAUUACUGGUGUAAGAUAACAAUGACCCUUUUAAUGUUAACAGCUUAAAUUUUGUAGAAGUAAGUUGAUCAUCCAGCUAAAUUGAACCCUUUUUAAUGGAAUAAGAAAAUGCAGGAACGUACAGAUCCCAAGGUGAAAUUCAGCUCAGUCAGUGUGAGGAUUUGCUGUUCUUUGUUGUCCUUUAUCAUCUUUAUCAUGAGGAUCAAAAAAAUGUUACUCUGCGGUUUCCCCCGCUUGCAGUGUUGAUAUUAUGUCAAGACAUGCAAAUGCUCCCCUGUCUCAGUCUGUACACCUUGCACAAAAACCCUGUGACAUUGGUAUCCGCUGUCUUAUCUCCCUUUCUCAGCGAUAGUGAAGAAACAUGUUUAAAAAAAGGCUGAAAGAGUCCUCGACAUUGAGCGCCUCUGUGGGGGUGUAUAGAAAAACAACAACAAAGUGUGCUUUAAUGCUCAUCAUCUGCUACUUGUCUGUGUUUCUCUGUAGGAAUAAUGAUCAUGUACUUUAAAACGUAAUGAUUUCAGUAAGAUGGUCAUCACUUAUUGUUGCCAUGGCGCUGUAGGAGACGGCUCCCUCUCUAGUAGCUCUUUUGUACAAAGUGUUUUAAACAUAGACUGUAUAUAGAAUAGACAUCAUCCACCUCCUCACUGGGUGAAGCCUUCGCGAGAACAGCACCCCCUGGUGGUUGGCUGCAGUAUAGGUCCUAAAUCCCGCUUCCUCCAGCAAAAUGUAUGGAGCUGUAAACAGACUUUAGAAAUUUAAUGUCAAUGUUUCUCCCUCAUGAUUGCGAUGUUGAUAUGUAGUUACUGUUAGACUGGUUUGCGCUCAAAUCCUCUUUUUUUCUGUGCAUCUCCAUUUUUUACAUUAUCAUCAGGGGUUAUAAAAACAGGAAUUGAUGUCAUGUUUUCUAUGAUCGGCACUUGGAUUAGUCUUUUAAUUUCCCAGAGGCAACCUUCCCGAAAGUGCCAAUAAAGUUCUAUGUAAUCUAGUCUGAUUUUAUCUGAUCUAAUCUAAGGGUAACUACAGCAAGCAUUCAUACUGACGGAGACUGAUUUAGUCAAACGCUUCAAACUGACAACAUAAUUAGACUCAUGUCAUGUAUGGAUGUGACAGAAUCCCGCUCACUGUCCAACUUGCAAGUUUAUUGGUAACUUUCUUUGAUCGUCUGUCGCUUUCUCUACGAACCUGCCCCACGUAUAAAAACUUGUUCUAUUAUGUAUGGAUGUGACAAACCUCCUACCCACUCUUUGACAAGUUUUUAUCUGUACUGUCAGGAAUAAUGACCUACUGCUGAUGUUGUAUUGCAUCAGUGUACAGCGGCCGUAAGGAAAACAUGCACCACGGCGUAUUAAGUCCUAACCAUGCUCUGGUAGUAUUCAUGUGUGGGAGUAACAGAAUGUGGAUGUCAGUAUUUGCAAUUCUAUUAGUACUUUGACAUGCAGUUUUUAAUCACAGUUGGUCCCUCUGCAUACUCUGCAUAUUGUCUUAUAGUAGCAAGACAGGAGAUAAGAGACAGACGACCAUUAAUGGCAGAAUUAUUCAACCCAAAUGACUGAACAUUAUAAGAAAACGGAAGUGUCUUCCAGGCAAAUUUUCAACCCACUCUGCUCAGAAUUUACAUUUUUUGAAAUCAUGAAUCUGGCAUUGCCGUCAAACCCUGUUUGUUGGGAUCCUGCUCAACACAGCACAUUAACUCAAAGGUUCAAAACCGAACCAGCAAGGCAGAGGAACACGAGCGACUCUGCGCUUGUCUUCAUGCAUCAAAUUCAGACAUUACCUCAGAUCAGUGAGACACACGAAGACUGGAAUACACACGAAUUUGCCAAGUGUUCAAUUAUAGAUGGGAGAGAAUUAUCUGCUGAUUUUUUUUUUUUUUUCAGAGUAAUUUGCGACAAAUGCUAUUUCCCUGUCAGAAGUUUCCCAAACACGAUGAAGCUUGUGCUUUUCAAUUCCAGCCGCUGUUAAUGAGACUGUCAUUCAGAUGGAUGUUUGUGAUGAGCUGAGUGUCCUGCUUUCAACAUGCAAGCAAAGGCAGACUCUUGUCAGCAUUGCCAUGGUUACCUCAUAGCAACUGAGAGACUGCUUGAAAAAGGCACUGAUAUAAAUAAAUGGAUGUUGCUUUUUUUAAGGUCAAUAAAUAUUUCAGAUUAGUCCUACUGUCGUUAUAGGAUUUGACAAGCCUUUGAGGGCAAAUGCUGCUAUUUUGGAUAGAAGUUGCCAACAGCUGUGCCCGUGUGUAUUGACAAGUAUCUCUCCGAAAGAAAUGGAAAAUUCCCUAAUGCAGCAAUUACCCAGCUGUGGUACUCUGAAGGAAACCCUGGCAGCGAAACUAAAUUUAGAAAUCUUUUCAUGAUAGCUAUUUUGUAUUCUCUUGUUGUCUCUGGCACAGGGGUUGCAAAGGUAAUACAGUUGAAUUCACUCUAACUCCAGUGGCCAGGUGGAAUCUCUGCAUGUGAUAAUAAUGUACAUAAAUUCUGCUGUUGUUUCUCUACUGGCCUAUGAGUAAAAUUUAUGAGUAUUUGAUCUCAGUUUGAUUGAAUAUAGACAUUGAAGUCUCAGAAGUUACCUGAUAUGUUUGAUAAAUUGCAGUAUUUUUCUGUUUUUCUACUCUCUCCUGCCACGAUCAAAGAAAUCAGGGAGUUAAAUGCAAAAACGAUGUCCUAUUUUCUGAUAAUCUAUUGAUUUUGCUCAGGGAUUAACAGUUCCUGCAGAAUUAAAACUUUUUAACUAAUAUGCAGUCUUGCUUUUCAUGAAAACCAACAACUGAAUAAUCCAGAGAUGUGUGUAAUUGGAUUUUUGCCACAAAUUGAUCUGCUAAUAUUUCCAAAUCAAUUUUGGAAGAUAAUACUGUGCGCUAGGGCUGGGCGAUAAACUGAAAGUUUUCCGAUACCGAAAUUUCGCCCUUAUCGGUAUAUUCGGUGUCAAAAAUAAAUAAACAAAGGUUGGUUUUGGAUGUGUGUUGGUAGGCUUGUUUCAUGUCCCUUUAAGAUGCCGUCCCAUGUUGGAGAAGUGACUCCACCCCAUCCAGUCCGUGACAAAGAGGGAAAGACAGGUGAGGAGAUGGAGGACGGUUCAAAAGUGGUAGCGGCUGAAGUAGACGAAGUUAAUGUGUGAGGGGAUGAGCAACUUGUGGAGUAGUUAUUGUCCAUUUAUCGUUAUCGAGUUGAACUGCUCAAUAUAUCGUAAUAUUCAUUUGAGGCCAUGUCGCCCAGCCCUACUGUGCACUUUUUCCCAUUGUAAAGAAUACCAGGUCUCUCUUUGGUGCUAAAAUGUACCUGUACUCUUAUUGUGACACUAUCAGCUGUAUUUAUGAGCAACAUUUCAUUUCUGCCAAGACGGAUAACUGACUUAAUAAUUCAUCAUCUGCUGAUAACAAGAUUAUCCUGAUUAUGCUGUGCAUCCUGAAUAAUCACACUGUAGUGCCUUUAUGGAGAGGCUGUGGUUAAGUGUGAUAAUUUACCUCUUAUUUGCAUUAUUCACUGCAUCAAAAUUAUAAUGAGAGUCAUAGGACUGAGGGGGAGAAAAGAGGGUCAGCGGGAUGCAGCCAGUAAAAAGCCAUGAUGAGAGACCCUCUACUGGACCAUGCGUCAGUCAGGCCCCAUGCUACACACCAAGUCAACAUUUUAAAGCAGUAAGGAAGAAAUACUGUAGCCUAAUGCACAUGUGCAUAUUGGGCUAUGUUUAAAGCAAAGGCUAAUUAACCUAACUAAGAGGCAGCACAUCUGUUUUUUGGUUUGGAUGAGAAUCUGCCACACUUCUAUGUGUGUGUGUGAGUGUGUGUCUGUGUGUGUUAAAGGUUGCAGAAAGUUCUCCUGACAUCUGUGUGUGUUUUUCCUGAUUCUCUGUGUUUACGUGUUCUGCAUCAGCCUGGAGGAUAGCUGUCGGCUAAUCAGGCCACCGCUCUGCUAAUAAACUCCGCAAUGAGCCCCUAAUUAGUGCUUUAGCCCUUGUUUGAGUAGUGUUUUUGUUUAGAGUCUGCGUACAUAGCUGAAUUAGUCUUUUGUGUACUUCAUAGAAAGAUGUACUGUAUGUAUUUUAUGUUAAUUUACCCCCUUUAUACAUACUUUUCUUUCUGUUCUUUAUUUCCACGAUGCUUAAGGUCAUUAAUUCAAAGAGUUUAAUGUUGUGCUUGUACGAUACAGAUGCUCCCUUAAAGGAUGAUUCCACUUUAUUUAAUGUUGUUCUCACAAAGAUUAUUAGGCCCCGUUUAUACGUACCCAUUCAUUUUUAAAAACAGAGACAUUAACCCUUCAUUUAGACGCUAACAGAGAAUUCGCCCCUGAAAACAGUACUUUUUAAAAACUUUGGCCAGAGUGGAGAUUUUGGAAAACUGUGUUUGCUCGUUUGCAUGUAAACAGAGAAAAACUGAGAUUUGAGUAGCCAACAGCAGAUUGUGCCGGAAACAGGGUUAAAUGUAACAUUGUUCACUAUCUACAGUCUAUGUUUACAAUCUAUGGAUGCAUGCAGAGUAGCAGUCGCAUUUAUGCUGGUGCAAAAUCUUUGUAUUUGUUUGCAUUUGCAAAUACAAGUUGACAAGUUGUUGUUGUUGCUGCUAUGCGGGAUUUUGAUUGGCUAAUGUGGGCUUGAGUCUCUUGCUACACUGCCACCUACAGGUUUGGCAUGCUCUUGACGGCAUAUAUACACAGGUCAGUGUGAACGAAAACUUUUCGAAAACCGUAGUGGUGUGCAUGCAGUUUUUUUUUUGUAAACAGGGAGGGUGAAAAGUCCGUUUAUGAAAAUAGCCAGGCACGCUUGAACAUAGUCUUAGACUGGUAGUAAAACAGAACCACUAGUUUCCACAGAUAACAAAACUUUGAAGAAAACUUAAAGUUAGUGUGACUUUGCUGUCCCUGUAGUAAAAAACUGAGCUCACACAUCUACAGUGGGUACAGGCGAAGGAUGAAGCAGUAAGCAUCCCUGCAAACUGUGAUAGAUGCUCAUACUGGAAAGCUUGGGUAAUGUCCUAUUAACCUCAGCUCUUUAUUCCUGGUGUUUGUUCACAGACAGUUAUUUAUGUUACCUUAGAGAAGCAUCAUUCAGCUUUAUCUGGCAGUGCCUCACCUUCACCUGCUGUGGGAAGGUUGACAUCCCGUUGUUUUCAAGCAACUCAACUCUCCCUGUACGUGAAUGCCCUCCAGUCAAACAUACUCGAUAUUGAGUGAUUCAGAUAAAUUAGCUGCAUUAACCAUGAAGUCAGAGGCAAAGUGGCGUUUUAAAUGUAUAUUUUCCUCCAACCUUAAUUCAUCUGUGUGACCCAAAGUGCAGAACUUUUUUGAAAUUAAGUACAACACUGAGUAAUAGAAAAAAAAAUCUGCAGGGAAAUAAGACAAGGUGGCAAGAAAUUUAUAUAUUUUUCUUUUUUAUUUGACUUUGUCUGAAAAGAGAACUUUGAUAUCCUAAAGACAGAACAAAAUCUAGACUCCAGCCCGUCAGAGGCUUCAGAGCAGCAUGAUGAAUGUCCUCAGUGUGAAUAUUAUAGAGGAAUCAGCCUGGUUUCCUUUUCUCUCAGCUCUUUCUGUUGUUGUCAGAUUAAUGUGCUACUAUUUCCUUUUCUCUGAAGCCUUCUCUGUAGGCUUCCUUAAAAAGGCUGUGCUGAGUCGACAGCCUGUGAAAUCCAGGCUCCUUGUACAGAUUUAGUGUUCCACUGGAGCAUCUGAAUCUGCUUUGUUACAAACACGCUUAGUGUUAUAUCUGCCUCUAGAGCCAAAGGCUCUUUAAAUUAUGCUUUUGAGACAACCGCUGGUACCGACAUCAAAUCGAAUAAAGGAAAAAAACAGUGUUGUCAACAAUGACUCAGGGGUUUUGUGAUUGAGCAGCACACCCAAAUGAUGUUUAUGAGUUGCACAGAUUUAUUUGUUCUUAAAAACUCUGAAGGGAGGGAUACGGUACAGUGAGCCAGUUAGGCCAAAGAGAGUCCCAAUAGGCUGAGACAGGACCCUGACUCACAGUGGAGGAGUCUUGCCUCACCAACUGAACUUACUAAAUAAACAAACAAGUUAACCAAACAGAAUGAGGUGUUUGACACAGUGAAGUGAUUAGUAAGAAAGCUGGGUAAUAAUGGGGGAUAUUUUAAACUCAUAUUUACAAAAUCUAAAAUGUUUCAGCCUCCUCCUUUAAUCAGACUGGGGCAGAGGGAGGCACACUGAGACUUGAAUGUUAUAUCCUGUCAUGUCUUAUAAAUAAUAAUUUAGAGGAGCACACCAAAACUUCAAAUGAAUUUAGUUCCAAACGGACUCAAAGUAGUGCACUAACAUCUGGUUAUUUAUAUCCUAACAGAUCCUAGCAUACCUGGCUUUUACAUGAUUACACUUGAGUUAUUCUUAUUUAGGCUGUUCCCAAAACACAAGUACAAGUGACCUAAGUUUUACUGAGAAGUUUGGGAACUGAAACUGACUAAACGUGGUUUUGCUACCUCUCUAUGAGCCAUAAAGAUAAACAUUAAAAGUAAAUAAGACUGUAACACCACUAAGUCGCAAAUUCACUGAACAGAAGUAUAAAUGCAACAAUUUCUUUUUGGGACAGUCUAGGGCACACCUGUGCAAUUAUCAUGCUGUCUAAUCAGCAUCUUGAUAUGCCACACCUGUGAGGUAGAUGGAUUAGCUUGGCAAAAGAGAAAUGUUCACUAACACAGAUUUAGACAAAUUUGUCACCAAUAUUUGAGAGAAAUAGGUCUCGUGUACAUAGAAAAAGACUUAGAUCUUUGAGUUCAGGUGAUGAAAAAGGGGAGCAAAAACAAGAGUUGCAUUUAUAUUUUUGUUCAGUGCAACAAGCAUUAAUUUCUAGUUUAUAAAGCACAUAUAAGACCUGAAAAGAUACUUAUAAAUAUUAAAGAUGUUGUAAAAUGUUGUUAAUAUUAGCACUAUCAACACAUUGAUUUUUUCAAGAUUACUAUAAGUUUACAAGCCUUAAAUAAAGUCCUAACUAACAUCUAUUAUGCAUUAUUAGCUCCCUUAUAAGCACUGACUGGAUCUUGCUGUUUAGAUGUUUAUUAAAAUUGUUCAGUAAUUGCUCAAAGUGCCUAACACAGACAUGAGAAGAAUCAUUACAGGGGUCAGAAAAAUAGAUUAAAAGAAAACAUUCAGAAACUGGACCAUUAAAAUUUGACAUCUGAUUAAAUAAAAAGGUAUCACGAUGAUCAGUUAAUAUUGAAUGGCUACUUACAAUAAUCCGCAUCAAAAAUUGACUUUUGUAGCCCUCUCAUCAUCCUGGAUUAAUUACACUUCAUAUUAAUGCCAUGUAAGGAAAAAAAAAAGAUCCUGUGUCCCUUUUUAACAGCUCACAAUCCUCAUUUGCAGCUAGUGGAUUCAAAGUAAGAAUACUAUCCUAUCAAGAUUAAUGAAAGUUGUCUAAAAAAGGUCCUACAUGUGAAGUUAACCUCCACACAACAGUUUGCCUUCCUCGCCUCUCGUGUCUUUUUUUUAGUGUAGUGUUUGGCUCUUCCAGCAUGUAACUUGACCAAUGACAUUUCAGCCUCCUAAAAUCAUUUCUAUGUCAAAAUAAGUCCAGCAUGCUCUCGCCCAAGCUCCUGAGGUGUUGUAGAUGCUGUCUAGAAAAAGGAGCUGUUAAAACGAGAGGACGAGCUGACGCUCUGACUUAUUGCCACCUCUAAACAAACUGCUAUUACCUUGGAAAUGCUGUCUGUGCUGUAUUGAUGUGUGCUGACAGAGUGGAACCUAAGUUCACGGAUUGGCUUUUGAGGGUGUCUGCGCCUGUUAGUGUGUGCCUGUCAUUUCCACUUUCUGGCUGCAUGGCUCCCUGCCUCUCCUGCUAUCUAGAUAACUGCUUUUAUGCCAUAAAAGUGUGAUUUGCUUUGUCAGGGGCUUUGCAUCGUGCACACACACUCACACACAAACAAAAUGGGACUCUCAGUAAGAGAUGAGAUGGUAAGUUAGAAAGAGAGAGGAGAGAGAUCAAAAGAGAAAGUGAGAUGGACAUGCUGGGCCAGACAUUUAGAAAAGUCCUCCUCUAAAAGUCCUGCUGAGGACCAGUUCAGUAAAAGUGAAAUGAGAGUGGAAAAAAUUAAAUAAAUCGAGAUAACUCAGUUUUCUGGUGCUUUUUAUAUUUCAAUCUUCAGUCCAAAAUGUGACUCCAGGUAAAAGCCAGAAUUGUUCUUCAAAUGAAUAUAUAAACUCAGGAAUGCCCGAUACUUAUAAAUCUGUGCCCAUCUGCUUGUCUUAAUAUCCUCAAAAUUAAUGAGUUUUUAAAAGUUACCCCCCUCAAACUGUUUGCUCAUACAAAAAUGCUCAUUCUUUUUUUUUUUUGCAUAAGCAGUCUGGACCCGGCUGUGAAGAUCUUUACUUUUGUUGUAGAAAGAGAGCUUUUUAACACAGGUGUUAAUGGAGAUAUCCUGGUUUCUGCUGCCAGCUUCACUCAAGGAACUGCAUUUUUCAAGAUCUGCAUGGCUUUACUCUUCAACACUGACAGUUGACGCUAUGUUGAUUUAUUGCGCCUGCCUUUGCAGAUCUAAGAUCUGUAAGAAAUGCUACUUUGAAUAAAAGAAGAGACAAUUUUGGUAAGAAAGCUGUAAGCGAGGACUAGCAUGUUUCAACAACAAUUGCUGACUGUUGUUUCUAUUCUGCCGAGUGGGUUAAUUUGCUUUGUGUCAUUCAACAUGCUUCAAAUGAAAUAUAAUUGUCUUGUUCUCCUCAUAUGCUCUGGAAGAAAAACACAAACGUCGGUGUUCUGUUCACAGAUUCACAUGACAAAAUAGUGUUGUGUCGUUUGGGAACGAUUAGUUCAAAGGAACCGAAUCUUUUAAGUGAACAUACUGAACCGAAUGACUUCCUCAAGUGAUGAGUGAAAUCAGAAAAUAAAUCACACAUUAAACUACACUCACUUUUGUCAGACAAAACGACCUUUUUUUUUUUUACUGCUAAAUUGCCACCACAACAACUUGCAUACAAUAAGACACAGCAUGUAACAAGUGGUGCAUCAAACCCGCAGCAUCCUAUCGUUGCAGCGGUUUGCGAGGGAACGGUGCAUGUUCAGUGUGAAGUCUUGUAAAUGUUCACUGAACGAAUCACUCACUGAGCCCAAUUUACCGAGCAGACCUGAUAAAUAGCCACCACAGUACAAUCAAAACAUCAUGACUUAUUAAACAAGUUCAUUUUUACAAACCUGUUUGCCAAAGCAACACAGCCAAACACUUGUAUCCCGGUCCCAGAAGCUAUGAAUUGAACUGAACCCUGAAACGUUCAGCUGUGUAGCAGUUCAGGAGGUCGGAGUCACAGGCUUCUUCCCCCAAGCACUGAAUGAUUCAGUGAUUUGGUGAACGAAUCUUUUGAACGAAUCUUUUUAGUGAAUUGAUUCUAGUGAUUCAGUACAUCUAAAAGAACUGCUGUGCCCAUCACUACAACAAAAGUGAAGUUAACUGCAGUAAUUAAAAACAACAUCUCAAAGACAAAUGAAAGGUGUAAUUUUCUCAACUACCUUGUGGAAUAUUUCCGUCUUUUGAAGAACUUGAAAACAGAACUACUCUUUUACAUAGUUCCUGUCUUCCCUUCCUGCUGCAGCGCUCCUACCAGUAAAACCUAUCAUUACCCUGUUGCAUACUACUGCUGGAGUUCAGUCUUUGGAAGCAAAGGCUUUUACGUAGCACCUUGUACCGAAUACAACAAAAGAAAAUGAUAUAUGUGUGGCCUUGAAGAGUAGUAGGGUUUUUAUGUGUAUUGCCUUGACUUGUUCAGACGAGGUGAGGGGCGCCGAUUCUCUUCUGUUAACAUCUUCUCAGACUGAUAGAAAACACAACAAGGGUGCUUGACAAGUGGGUGCUGACCACAUAUGAUUGUGACAAUAAAUCUGCAAUUUAUUCUAACCGAUAAUACAGAUAUUAUGGAGGAAAGAGAAAGCCAAGCUGAACAGUCAGUGCUAUGUGCUGUGAGAUGCUGAGAGAGGUGUCACUAAAUUGCCAACAUGAAUCAUGUGGGUGGCAAGACUUGAGUGUUUAAGUAUUUUUGACUGAGCUGAGUGGGGUAAAAUGUUGCAGCGUAAUGAGUCGUUGAAGCCAAAGCAGCUCAUUUCAAUGGUCUUAUCUUGCAAAAAUAAAGGAAAGCUUUGAAUUAUGAAGUAGGAUUAGGAGAUUUUUCAAUGCAGCUUUUGAAAAAGUUUCUAUUUCUCUGUUCUCUAAGUGCAAAUGUCCCACAGUGCUUCAAACGAAAAUAGUUGAAGGAUGUGUUGAGGACGAAAUUUGCUUUGUAGGGGGAUGGCAGGUUUCCUCGCAUUGUCCCAUUAACAGAAAAAGGUUUUCAGACGCUUUCUGACUCCUAACAAGCAUCCUGUCUGAACUAUGCUGAGGAUUAAAACUUAAAGCAAAAGCAUGUGAUAAUAACGAUGAUUAUGAUGUGCUUUCUUUCAGUGCCUGGCUGUGUGGGAGUCUUUUCUCCUCUCUCAGAGACCAGAGCCAGAGGAGCAGAGAGAUAUGGAGGAUGCUGCUUAAAGGGUGGAGAUGAUCGCAGCAUGGAGAUUGCCUCCGCUUUCAUAACAACAUAAAGUACACCCUCUUUUGUUUUUCCAGCACAGCCAAAUAAAGACUUUCCACAAAUGCAAAGAUGCGACAUGUAUGAAAAAAAGAAAAAAAAACACUAUGUCUUGCUGUAUUUCUCACUGUUUCUUCAUUCUCUGUCUGGCCAAAGUAAUAAAAAAACAUUCCAGUGAUGACUGCGUCACUAAAACUAAACCUGUGAUCCAAAUGCCCACAUACCGUUGUUUACAGGCUCCGGGAUGCACUGCCAAAAUUUACAGGGAUUCCUGGCUAAACUCUUCUGUAAAUUUAGUCUGUUUUCUGCAUUUCAGAAAUACCUUAAACGAAGUUACCAAGGCAACAAAUCAGAAAGUUUGUUAUCCACUUAGUGAAGAAGCAGCAGAACCCAGAGAGAAUGAGGGCAAUGCCGACUUCUCAAUGUGUUUUAGGAUUAGUCAUCAUGAAGAAAUGAUUUGUUGGUUUAAAUUGGUUUUGACUGUAUUAUUUGACAAAGGACACCUUUAAUGCAGAAAUGCAGAUCUAAGAAGACAACUUCUCCGAGUUUAGACACAGUAGUAAAAGAAAAGCAUCGCAUUUUAGACAAAACCACUGACUUUUUCCCUUUAAACUUUAAACAAAUCCUCUCAUGGAGCUCAGGUACUGACAUGGGUCCAGGGGAUUAUGUCUCUGCGGCCAAGUUUGUGUACUGAAAGGUCAUUCUUGUUUUUGUGAAUAAUAGUUUUAAAAAUGAUCUUUAGUCCUGCUUACUGACUCUUUCCUUUGACGUUUGGUUAAAAAGCGAAUGAAUGUAGGUGGUUGACAUUUUUUGGGGGGGAGGUCAAAACUUCUGUUGCCCUUGUUUUCUUCUCAGUGGCCUUAAAAAGCUGACAUGCUGCACAGUUUGAAAAGCUUAUUUUGUAAAUGGCCUGGCCAUUACAGAUGCCUAGAUAACAAGAUAGGGGCCAAAUAAGUUUGGAAAAAAAGCACAGCAGCUGUCUAGUUUUGAGAACACCUCGUAUGAACAGAAAAAAAAUUAGCUUUCUAAUUUUCUUCUUUAUUAUUUUGGCAACUUUUACAACAGGUUCCAUAUCAAAAGGGGAUAAACAAAGAGAAAGAGGAAUACAUUUCAUCAUGUCAGUAAACUUGAAAAAACUUUAAAUUCGUACCAGAUUAAUAUAGUCUGUGGCCAUGUACUGUGCUACCAUGUCACUAUGCCGUGGUGGCACAGUGAAACAUUUCAUUUUGGUACUAUUAAGGGCUUGAUAAGGUCUGAACACAGACACACAUCUGUGCCUUUUUUAGCAGGUAUUCGGACAUUUGCAGACAUCUUUGGUCUUUCUUUGAAGAGCCGUACAUCUCUCACAGCAGAGUCCGUUAUAUCUUUCAGCUGAAAGCAUCGUCAGGUCUUGUUCAUAGCGUGUUUUCUGAUUUUUCUCACUGGCCUUGACAUAUUGGCAGAGCUUGUACACCACAAAACCCUUCGUACAAAGUCACUGAAGAAAUAUAUUCAAAAUCACAGUUAGAUAACUACAUCCAAUGGAAUGAAUAACACGCAGCACUAUUGAUCUUCUGUCCAACAUUGUGCAGAAACGCUCUCUGAAAUUCUCGCAAGAUUGUGUUUUUGUCUGCUUUUUGCCGAUCGAGAUUCCAGUUUACAUCUGUAAUGACUUUGUAACUGAAUUAUUAAUCUUUUAUACUGAUGUAACCUUCUCUCUCAACAGUGCUUUUAUUAUCUCUAUUGAAUAUUUAAUAAAAGUCUGAAUAAAGUGAUUUUGACCUAAUAAUAAAGACAGAUCUCACACAUUAAAAACU
Molecule: messenger RNA, 51424 nt
Organism: Xyrichtys novacula (pearly razorfish)
Lineage: Eukaryota; Metazoa; Chordata; Actinopteri; Labriformes; Labridae
Source: the annotation of a GenBank genome assembly